Messenger RNA from Podarcis lilfordi (Lilford's wall lizard), 58050 nucleotides. The record is from the annotation of a GenBank genome assembly. NCBI's taxonomy places the organism in Eukaryota, Metazoa, Chordata, Lepidosauria, Squamata, Lacertidae.
GAGCCGGGCGAGGCGGCGGCGGCUGCAGGCGGCGAAGCAGCAGCGAGCGCACGCGCUGGCGCCGGGCUCGGCCGCUGCCCGCGCCCCUGAGCCAGGCCGGGCUUGCCACGCAGCGCGGGAGGAGGAGAGGCGCCCCGACUGCGCGCUCCGACGCCAGGGCGCACCACUGCGGGGACGCACUCCCGGAGCAGGGGCGCAGGUAAGCGCGGAGCUGCAGCUGGCCAGCCUUUUUCCCCGCAAGGAAAGGUGAGGAGGGGGCCCGGGGUCUCCUCCCCGUCGCCGUCUUGCCCCCUCUCCAAAGGAUGCUCCUCGGAGUCUUCACGGAAAGGUGGGGUGCUGUUUUCUUGAGGGUGCAUCCCGCCCUCGCAGCCCGGAUCCGGGACCUUCUAGCUCAGCUGCAAGCGAUCGGAGGGAUCGGUGAUCCCCGAAGGGCUGGCAGGAGAGCCCCUCUUCCUGGAAACCGCGCGCAUGGAUGCGCGUAAUUCUCAGAAAUCCUCCGUGCCGUGCGCUCUGUGUGUGUUUUGACAGGACUAUAAAAAACUGGUCACCCCCAGCCGCAAAACAUAACAUGCACCCCACCUCUCCAUGCCUUGUUUUUCUUUCUUCUGUAACCCUUGAUUCCUCCAAGGAGACCAGAGCGACAGUCUAGCUUCAGAACAGCCCUGUGAGGUGGGCCUGGCAGUGCCGUGAAUACCCAGCAUGGUUCCCGCCCCCGCCCCCCGCGUAGACAAUGUCACUUUCCGAGUCCUAUCAUUUGUGAAAUGGGUAUCCUGGCAACUUUAGUGGCAUUGUUUGUUUCUUAUUUCAUUUAUUUGAAAGCAUUUCUAAACUGCUUGAUUUUUUUUUAUGAAACCUUGUAAGUGGUGUACAGAAUGCAAUAUAAAAACAAUAUACAGCUCUUUUUUAAAAACAAUACAGUAUGAUUAAAAAACAGCUGGUGGAAAUAAGAAUUCAGGAUUAGCUUAUGGGUUUGGAGAAGGCUGGGCAAAAAUGUCUUUUUACAAGCUGUCUGAAGACAUUUGAGGUGUAGAGUUUUGACACUUGAAAUAUGUAUUGUUAGGACCCGCUUUAUUUUUGUGAUUGUUGUUUUAAACUGUUUUUGAAAUUGUGUUGUAACCUGCCCUGGGACCUUACGAUGAAGGGCAGGUAAUAACAAUAAUCACAACACCAACAGUAAUGUAUGGAAGUGGGAAGGGGCAAUGGCAUUAAAGGCUGUUUUUGAGUCAUUGGUGUGAUAAUUUGUAGGGUGCGGUUCUAUGAGUGAACUUUCCCCAGAUGAUCUAAGUGAUUUUACAGGUCUACAGAGGUACAUACAGUGGUACCUCGGGUUACAUACGCUUCAGGUUACAGACUCCGCUAACCCAGAAAUAGUGCUUCAGGUUAAGAACUUUGCUUCAGGAUGAGAACAGAAAUCUUGCUCCGACGGCACGGCAGCAGCAGGAGGCCCCAUUAGCUAAAGUGGUGCUUCAGGUUAAGAACAGUUUCAGGUUAAGAACAGACCUCCGGAACGAAUUAAGUACUUAACCUGAGGUACCACUGUACCGUCUUUCCUUGUUGCAGAGGGGUGAAAUAGGCCACUUUGCUGAACUAGGGACACAACGUAGAUCCCCAAAGGGAUCAAGUAACAAUAAAUGAACAGGAGUUAGGAAAUAAUGCUAAACAACAUAGUGUUUUCUUUUCAGUAUGGAAUAAAUAUGUUUUCAAGGUGGGCAGUUGAACAGCCAAGUAUCCAUUUGCCCAGAGGCUUAGUAUGGGCAGUAGACAAGGCAGAUCAGUGCUGCUGCAACUUCUCAUUAUUUAUUUAAAAUAUUUUUAUAUUGCCCUUUGUCCAAUAGAUUCCAGGGCGGUGAGCAACACAAUAAAAUAUGCAAUAAAACCAUAGCAUGAGCAAUGUAAUGUGAGACUACAGUUAAAAUAUACAACAGACAAAGCCAUUACACAUAUUAAAAUGUCUGAGAAGACGGUACUAACUUGGUACUUAAAAUAUAAUAAUAUAGGUGGCAAGCAGGUUGGAAAAGCAAAGGACACUUCUAAUAAGAAAGGCGAUUGGAGAAGAGCUUCAGCAGAAUAUCUCAUGACACAGGCAGGCUCAUUGGUCGUGUCCCUGCAGCCUAACACAGCAGAGCACAUUUGGCUUAUUUGUUGGCAGUGAGGGAGAAAACAGGAGUGGUAGGAUUUUGCUUUGCUUUGAGUGUUUCUAGAUGGGGGCUUAAUUUGGAAACGGGACAUUGGCAGCCUUAAAAAAAAGGUGCUGCUUUUUUCCUGAAAAUGGUAAAUGUGAAUGAAAGAGAGAAAGAAAUAUGGACUGACAUUUUAAUGCCAACGACAUCAUGCAAAAAUCUUGCUUGCAUGAGGAGCACCGAUUGCUCAAUGAACACUCCUACUGUAUAGGUGUCCUUUAUUUUUUCAGUAUGUUGCAGUCACAUUCAGAUUUAUUAGUAAGGUAAGCAAAUACAGGCUGUAGCCAAACAGAAACACAGGAACAUAAAUGAUACAUAAGAAUCAUACAUAAAGAUAAAAACUUGACCUAUACAAUAAAUAAAGCAUACUUUUUUUGAGGGGGUCUUAUAUCUCAAAGGAGGCUACAUGGCCUUUGUCUGAGCAGCUUUCACUGCAAAUUUAGAUGUAUUAGACAUUACCUGUCAGAAGCGGACAACAGAUAUUUAAUCUUAUCACUAUCACUGCGGGUAGCAACCACCACUAAAAAGAUCUCUAAAUAUUUUUGCCAGGGUGGUGUAUACAGCUUACAUUAUAGCAUAUAGUGGAUGGUGUCUCCUACAGUGGUACCUCGGGUUAAGAACUUAAUUUGUUCCGGAGGUCCGUUCUUAACCUGAAACUGUUCUUAACCUGAGGUACCACUUUAGCUAAUGGGGCCUCCUGCUGCUGCCGUGCCACCGCCGCACAAUUUCUGUUCUCAUCCUGAAGCAAAGUUCUUAACCCAAGGUACUAUUUCUGGGUUAGCAGAGUCUGUAAUCUGAAGCGUAUGUAACCUGAAGUGUAUAUAACCCGAGGUACCACUGUAUUGUAUAUGCAAAAGCACUGGUCCCUGGGAAUUUUCUUGAACUGCUUCCUGAAAAUUAAACUAUAAUCUGAAAACAAUAGUACAGUAGUAGGCCCUCUGAGUAGUGAGAACUGGAAGUUCUGCUUUUGCUUAAAUCAAUUUUAUUUAUUGGGUUGUAUCCAGAGUUAGUCAUACUCAGAAUAGACACACUGCAAUUAAUGGAGAUGACUAACAUAGGUCUAUUCAUGUUGGGUUGUCUACUCUGAGUAAAAGUUAGAAUCGCUGAAUCAUAGAAUUGUAGAGUCGGAAGGGACACAUCUAGUCCAACCCUCUUCAAAGCAGGAACCGCAACUAAAGAAUCCCUGACAACAUUUACCCCCCCUGGGGCUCUUCACAUGCUUUGGAGGGCAACUCCUAUGUUGGAAGAAGAUUCAGGACCAAUAAAAGGCAGUCUUUCUUCAUGCAAUGCAUAGUUAAACUAUCGAGCUCACUCCCGCAGGAGGUAGUGAUGGCCACUAACUUGGAUGGCUUUAAAGGAGGAUUGGAAAGGUUCAUGGAGAAGAGGGCUAUUGAUGGCUACUAGCCAUGAUGGACGCGGGUGGCGCUGUGGUCUAAACCACUGAGCCUAGGGCUUGCUGAUCAGAAGGUCGGCGGUUCGAAUCCCACAACGGGGUGAGCUCCCGUUGUUUGGUCCCUGUUUCUGCCAACCUAGCAGUUUGAAAGCACAUCAAAGUGCAAGUAGAUAAAUAGGUACCGCUCCGGCAGGAAGGUAAAUGGCGUUUCUGUGCGCUGCUCUAGUUCGCCAGAAGUGGCUUAGUCAUGGUGGCCACAUGACCCGGAAAAACUGUCUGCAGGCAAACAUCAACUCCAUCGGCUAGUAAAGCGAGAUGAGCGCGCAAUCCCAGAGUCGUCCGCGACUGGACCUUAAGGUCAGGGGUUCCUUUACCUUUACCUUAGCCAUGAUGGAUAUGCUCUGCCUUCACAAUCAGAAGCAGCAAUGCUGCAAACCACAGUGACAGGGGGUGGGGAGGGCUCUUGUGCUCAAAUCCUGCUUGUGGGCUUCUAGUUGAGCCAUCUGGUUGGCCACUGUGAGAGCAGGAUGCUGGACCUGAUGGGCCAACAGGCUCUUCUUAGGUUUCUUCCUGACUCUGUUGGCCCUGCUGGCUGGGCUUGUUGGGUGCUGCAGUUCAAAACAUCAGGAGGGCAUGAGGUUGGAGAAGGCUGGCCUGCCAGUUUUAAGUUUUAAGAACCGCUAUUCAAUGUUACAUCUUACCACCACCACCAGUCUUGCUUCCCCAAGAUCGGCAAGAGCUGUAGGUUUGAGAAAAUGCUGAAAGUUCUGCUUGGGGAUCCCCGGCUGCUUCACUGAACUUCCUUUCCUGAGGAAGGUUCCUUGGGGAAAGGCUUGGCAGAUGAAAUUGAUUAGACUUGUGCUAUAGACAUGUUAAUUGUCACUAAUUGUUGUGUCCUCUGCAAAGUGGCUCCUGCUGCCUUGCAUUUUGCUCUGGAUCAGGCCAAUGUUUUAUUGUUCUCUGUUUUGCGUUUGUUUGAUUUUAGUGGCUUUAAUUGUGUGUUAAAUCUUUUUUGCCUUGUUGUUGGUACCAUGAUGUACCAACAGGAGGCGACUGCCUUGCUGAACUUAAGCAGGUCUGGGUCUGGUCAGUGCCUGGGAAUGCCUUGGGUUCCCUGAUGGAAGAAAGGCCAGAUAUAAAUGUAACUAAAUAAGUAUAUUUUAAGGCACCUUGAAGACAAAUAAUGGAAAAUCAGUGUAUAUUGGUUUUUAGAACAAACAGUGGAUCUGUGAAGCAUCCCAUAUCAGCCGAAAAAUAAGCCAAUGGGCACCCAUAUUGCCCCAGGGCACCCCAGAAUCUGUGUUAACGAAAAGCUGAAUUCUUUGACUUGCACGACUUAUAGAAAUUGAGUAUAUUUGCCAAUUUUUCAGAAUCCAUGUGUCUAGAAGAGGGGGGAAAUGCGAUUGUCCUUAAAGGGCUGCUAUCAAAAUUGCAGGCUUCUGUGUUUCCUUCAGUCUUGAUUCUUUCCAUCUACAGUGUGUUUGGGGGCGGGUGUGUGUGUGUGUGUGUGUGUGUUUGUGUGUGUGUGUGUGUGAGAGAGAGAGAGAGAGAGAGAGAGAGAGAGAGAGAGAGAGACGAAAAAAGAUCCUUGUUUCAAAGCAAGCCCUAGAAGGACAUAGAUUAAAUUCCUUUCCACUUUGGGAGCUGUUCAUUCUAUCUAAGGAUCGUUCUGGAGAGAUGGAGUCUGGUGUGGGGGGGCCUUCCGGAGUCCUACGGCUGUCUAUUUUUCACCCCCAAAACACCGAUAAGAUCCCUCUGGCAUGGCAGGCUGGGGCUUUGCAUCUGGGAGACAACGAAGUGGGUGUGCGGUGGUAGCUCAGAUAAGAUUGACAGAGCUGCUCUGGGAAAGGGAACAGGAGAUCUGCUGGCUUUUACUAUCCCAAAGAUAACAUCGCAGGGGAGUAAGGAAGAGGAAUGUGCUGCCCUCCGGCAGAGAUAGCAGGGCUGCUGGUGGGGAGCAGAUAAGAUAACCUCCUCCUUCUUUGCUUUGUCUUACAGAGUUAUUUGUUAACCCCGCAGGGCGUCUCUGCGAGAGUGCUUGUUCUGAAAACAAUGUAAGAAUGUGUGUGUACACACAAACAAAGAGGCCUGUGGCUGCUUUUAGCUACAGGUGAAGAGGAAGCUCAGGUGAAGUCAAAGGCAUCACACCCUCCUGCUCCUAGCAGAAUAUUUGGGGCUGGUUUUUACCCACCCCCACCCCGGCUCAUCUGCAUUUUAUUGCAGUUAAACAUGUAAGCCACCCUCUAGACAUGUUGGUCCAAAGGGCAGAGUGAUAAAUCUUGCGAUUUCUAACCUUUUUGGUUCAGACUUUAAAAUCAAAGUAAUGUGAAUAACAUUGUGUUUUAAUUGUUGUAACCCGCCCUGGGGAGCUUAGCGUGGAGGGCAAGUAAUUAAUAAUAAUUAUAAUAGGUUUAAGCAAUGCCCCCCAAUAUCUUCCACCCCAAAUCACCAGCUAUCAGGCUUUUGUUACACAUGCAUUUAUGUGUCAUGUAGGUACAUCCUCAUAAUUACAAUGCCUUGGACUAGUUUUGUACCAAAUUUCUGAGUGGUGCAAAACUAGCUUUAUCAUUGGUAGGGGGCAUUCAAUGUGCCCCUGUUUCAGGGAAAGAUGUACAAAUGCCCAGUGCUUUGUUUUUGGGUGGGUUUUGGUUUUUUUUUUGUAAUAAUGUGAGUGUCUUGGAAAACAGACGUACCUAAUUUCAAGGCUCCAAUAACUAUGACAUAGUUAUUUGUGGCUGUGACACUCUCCCCUUUCUCCAAGGGAAGCCGCUUGCCUGAGCCAGAGCAGAGCAUAUGCAGAGCCAAUCCUGCUUAUCUUUGGCUGGAGAAGUGCUUCAUGUGCCCUCAGAGCAUUCUCCCUGGGAUAUGUUUUUGCCAACUGGCUGUGAGACCAUCGUGCGAUGGCACGCAAGGGGGAAAGAGCCCUUCGGACGGGGAUCUUUCCCAGGAUAGGCAGUGUUGUAGCUGUAGCCUCUGCUUGUUGGGUUUGAGAAGGGCCUGUGGGGGACCACCUGGGCAGUGUUUGAAUGGAUGGGUUGGUUGCUGGGCAUCAAGAGCACAUAGUUAAACUACGGUACUCCCUCACACAGGAGGGCGUGAUGGCCACCAACUGUAGUGGCUUUAAAAGAGGGUUGACAAAUUCAUGGAGGAGACGGCUGUCAUUGGCUACUAGCUAUGAUGGCUAUGCUCUGUCUCCACAACUGGAAGCAGCUUUUGAGUACUAGUUGCUAGAAACUGCAGGAAGGAAUUGUGCAUUUGUGUUCAGGUCCUGCUUGCUGGUUUCCUGCAGGCCUCUGGGUCACCAGUGUGAGACCAGGAUGCUCAACUAGAUGGGCCUCUGGCCUAAUCCAGCAGCCUCUUUUUGUGUUCUUAUGUUAAGAGCUGAUAGAACAGUUGCGGGCAAAAUAUAUAUUUAAUUUACACAAACUACAGUGGUACUUCUGGUUGCGAACAGGAUCCGUUCCGAAGCCCCGUUCGCAACAUGAGCAGAACGCAACCCGCGUCUGUGCAUGUGCAGGUUACGAUUCGCCGCUUCUGCGCAUGCGUGUGACGUCAUUUUGAGCGUCUGAAACCCGGAAGUAACCCUUUCCAGGUCGCCGCAGGACGCAACCUGAAAAGACGUAACCUGAACCGAACGUAACAAGAGGUAUGAGUGUAACAUUGUUAGCCUAGCGGCACCACUGCUCUGAACCAUGGUCCCAGUUGAAAUCAGGCGGGCACCUACAAUUGUGAUAUUUCCUUGACUGCUGAAAACAUUUUGCCAAGCAUUUUCAAAGAAUUAAUUUGAUUCACUGUUGGUCCUUUUGUUCUGUCUAUUGUGGUUUUAUAAUUUUAUGAUGCUCUCAUGAUUUUAUUAUACACCACCCAUGAAAUUGUUUUGUUGUUUUUGUGUUUGUUGUUUAUAAACCUGUCCAUUUGCAGAGGUAUAUUGUACUGGAUGUUGUCCCGGAGCAUCAACUUUCCUGGUGCUCCGGCCUCAUCUAGGCACCUUUCUUGGAACAAGAGAGAUGCUGCCUCAACUUCUGGGUACCUUUUUUAAUCACGUGGGUUAUGGCCACAAACGUAAGUGAUGGUUGUUGAGAUUAAUGCUUGCGCUCUUGACUCCUCUUGGCUGGUAAACACUAGCAGGGAGGGAACAACUGGCUGAGCCAGAGGGGUGGUUCCUCAGGGUUCUUUUUUUAUCCCCCAUGCUGUUUAACAUCUACAAGAAACCACUGAGUGGGGUCACCCAGAGUUUUGGGGUUUGUUUUCUUGCCUCAGUAAUGGACUGGAUAAGAGCCAAUAAACUGAAUCUCAAUCCAGAUAAGACUGAGACACUGUUAGUGAGUGGUUCCCUAGACCGGAUGGCUGGGAGGUUGCCUGCUUUUGAUGGGGCUACACUUCCUCUGAAGGAGCGGAUACAGAGCUUGGGGAAACUCCUGGAUUCUUUGCUGUCACUUGAGGCUUAAGUGGUCUUAGUGGUGCUGAGUGCCUUCCAUCAGCUUCAGCUGGUGGCCCACCUGAAUGGACAUAUUUAUGGAGGAUGGGGCCAUCAGUAGCUACUAGUGAUGAUGACCUCAAGGAUCAAAGACUGCUGCGCAGGGUGUGUUUGUGUGGUGUGCAGGUAAACAGCAGGAGGGAUUACACAGAGAACUGGUUGGACGCUAGUAGCAGGAUGCUAGGCCAGGAGGACAUUUUGGAGGUGGUUUCCAAAUGCAUGAAAAUGAGGGUCCACGGAAAAGAGAUUGCAGCCACUGUGCUCCUCCCCCAGCCCUGCUGCUGCUAAGAGCUAAGCUAUGGUUUGGUGUAGUGUGUCACUUGAACCCAGGCUCAUGGUUUGUUUCCUCCAGACAAACACCAUGAGGUGUAAACUCAAGAACAAACCUUGGUUACAGCUCAACAUUUUUGACUGUAGGCAGACAAACCACGAGCCGAGUUCAGAGGGCAUGCUAAGCCAAACCAUGGGUUUAGCUCACCUUAGUGCAGCGGAAGCACUAAGGGGCAGGAGCAAAGCAGCUGCAGUCGCCUCCUCAAGAACUUUCAUGCUCAGCACAUUCAUGCUAAACCAUUAGGGCUAGUCUACCCAUGAGGUGUGGUGAGGUGGUUGUCUAUUGGCAAACGUCUCGGGCUGCCCCUGUAAACCAUAGCUUGGUUUACUAUUACAUGACUGCCAGCCAUGUGUCUGAUCCGACAGGGCUUAUGUCUUACAUGCGCUUGUAUGUGACCUGAGUUUCUAAUUUAUAUAUAAGCAAAGCAGCCUAAGAAUCGGGGAGCAGGUAGUUUUAGCUAACAUGGAGCACAAUAGUGUGAAGUUAAUAUAAAGUCCUGAAAUAAAAAAGAAAAUGGUAUUCCAGAUUAUUUAUUUAAUAGACCAUUGUUAUGCCUGUUCAGCAUAUGAUAACACAUGGAAGUGGGAGCACAAUGGUUCCUUCGGCUGGAGAAGCAGAGCAUAUAAUAUAUAGAUAUAGAUUAUAUAAAUAAAUCUUGGUCUAGCCUGAGGAGAAGGUGACCCUUAGAAGGUACACCUGACACUUUGUAUAACCCCUGUUCCUUUCAAGAGACCUUCCUGAUUAAUUUUGCACUGUUCCCGACAUAGCAUCAGAUUACAGAACUGUACAAAAAACAUGUUCCAAAGCUGGAUUUUUGCACCAGACCAACCCCUUGCGGGGGAUGUAGUUUUAAGGGAGACCCGAGAAUCCCAGCCAUGACCCUGAGGUCAACCUAGGACAGACAUCUCUGGAUGCAGGCUUAGAGGGAGGCCUGAUAUUUGUGUGUGUGUGUAUUGUGUCUGUGUAUUUUGUCCUGGAGUCUGCAGGCAAAGAGAGGAGUGUUUGGCUUUGGAGUGAAUCUGUUAGUUUUUGUACAAUUAUCGCCGCAUGAAUUAUUUAACUUGGAGACUCUGCAACUCAUUGUACAAAAAGAGGCUCCAGCUGGGCUGACGCCUUUGGUGUGUUGAUGGAGGCGGCAUAGAAAAUCACACAAGGGGGCGGAGAGGUGAUUGUUUUCAGGCAGGGUGUGUGGAAUUGCUCUCUGACUCCUAAAGAGACUGUGGUUCAGAGAAGAUCAGAGCAGCGUGGGGAGGGUGAAGCAGCGGGAUGGAGGGAGCCUGAGUUUGUUCUCAGAAUGCAUCAAUUCAAGGUCAUCUGCUGGAACUGUGAGGCAGCGGGUUUCUCCAAGGGAGCCCUUGGCUGGAGUCUCUGGGAUUUGCGAGGGGAAGCUUUGUGCUUCUGAGGCUGGGAUUUGAUCUAGUGAUCUACUUGGGAGAGACUUGAGUUCUUAUAGAUUCAUAGAAUUGUGGAGUUGUGAGGGACCUCAAGAGCCAUCUAGUCCAACCUUCUUCAGUGUUUUCAGUCUUCUGCCAGCCAGCCAGCUGUGCCCUUUUCCAAGAUGCUCCAUUACAUUAUCCCCCCACCGACCCAGCUUUCAGUUCCCCACCCCUAGCUGGCACUCAGCGAUCUGUUUCCUCUGAGCAUACUGUAUCUUCACUGGCCUGUUUUAUGGCCUCUUUAGGUUUGUUUCCUGAAGGGUUAUUUUAAAUUUUAUUUAAUGCAUGCAAAUCUUGGGACAUCCCCAGAACAUGUUGAUACCUCCCUCUUGGUUCUCAGUGGCCCUAUUUUGGCUACAGUUCUGUCUGCACUCAGCCCUGAAGUUUGCUAUUAAAAGGCAAACAUCAUCCCCUGUGAUUGGCAGGUAGUUUCAGCCCUCUGGAUUGGCUGUGCUUGGUCGAACUACUGGGAGUCUGCCUUUCUACCUCUUUCUAGUUGCUGCACUUGAUAUUCAUGUUCAAGCCUUUGUCUCGGGGCUUUCAUUCUCAUGCAGCACCCUGCCAUUACUCCAGAACCACAGGAGGGCCCACCAGCGCGGGCAGAUGCCUUGGGGUUCUCCAAAGCAGGCACAUCACUUUGUUAGCCCCUGCCUUUUUAAUUCCCUACAAUGCCCCCAAAGCAGGAGUCUAUGGGGCCGCCUCCUCUAGUAACUCCUGCAGAGUUGCCUGUGAAAGAUCACAGCAAACAUCCCCUCCAAAAUCCAGAUGCUCAAGCAAGGGUUUGCUUUUUCUGCUCAGUUUCUGUUUGCUUGGAGAGUUCAAAGGGCUUCCCGUAUCCUGUGUCUGUGAAUCCCAACAACCCUGUAAGACAGUUUAGUCUUAUUAGUAUCCUGCUUCUGACUGACGAAGGGGGGGUAUCUUGCCUGUGGCCCCGUAGGAGUGAUUUCAGGACAAACAUGAGAUAUAAACGGAAAAGAAGAAGAUCCUGGCUGUUGGCUCAGGCUGAAGUCCCAGCCGCUCCAGCAUCUUGUUCUCACAGUGGCCCAACAUGGUUGGUGUUUAAAGUCCUAAAGGACUCAGGCCCCAAAUAACUGAAAGACCACCUCCUUCCCUACAGGCCCUCUGAGGGGCUGAGAUUGGCAGAUGGGGUGCUCUUGGUAGUUCCUCUGCCCUGGGAGGCUUGGAGGGGGGCAGUGGUCCAGGGGAGAGGGCCUUCUCUGUGGUGGUCCCUAAAAUGGAAGAACUCCCCACAGAGGUGCAUCUGGUGCCUUCAUUGUACAGCUUCCAGAGAAUGCUGAAGAUGCGCCUCUUUACAGAUGCACCUUUUGACACUUGAGGUGUAUGUUUUUAGGACCCACCUUGUUUUUAUGGUAGUUUAGAUUAGUAAGUUGUUUAGAUUGGUUUUUAAUGCUGUAACCUGCCCUGGGAUCUGAGGUUGAUGGGCCGAGGGUAAUAAAUGAAUAAAUAAUAACAAUCUCAACAACUCCCACUGGGAAGCCCACAAGCAGGACCUGAGCGCAACAAUGCUCUUCUUGUGAUUCCCAGUAACAGGACAUACUGCCUCCGACAGGGAACGUAGCACACAUCCAUCACAACUCUGUCCAGUCACUGAUAUAGUCUUAUGCUCUCUGAAAUUGUCUAAUCCCUCUUUACAGCUGUCAAAGUUGCCCGUAGCAGAUUCCAUUGUGUGUGUGUGUUUGUGUAUGUGCGUGUGACAAAGGCCUUCCUUUUCUCUGUCCUGAAUCUUCCAGCUAGGGAUGUUCUGACUGAAUAAGGCUCCUCACGCCACCCCCACAGCGCCUCCAACGCCCGGACGACUUUUCGUUUCUGGGCCUGGUGAUUUGGCUCUCUGCAGGCAUUCCAUCUGGCAAGGCAAAUCCCUUUUUUUUUUCUUUAGAGGGCGAGUUUCCAACCACAAGUGUCCUUAGUUUCCCGAACGCUGUGUGGGGCCCUGGCUGCUCACUACUAGACACUGCUGUUUUGGACGGCUGCCGGUGGCUCUUGCAAGAGAUGCCUUUCCAGCGUUCCUCCUCUCUGGAGCCGAACAAUGAAAUCUGGAGCUCUGACCUCAUUGCUUUCCUGCUCACUUUUGGAUCAGUGCAAGUUGGUUUGGGGGAGGCCAGUGUCAGAAAAUGCCUCUUUUUGAGGCAUUGCCCUGUGAUAAUUUGUAGGAUGUCGUGCUAUGAAUAUUUUAUUUUAUUUUAUUUUAUCAAUUGAUUGCAUUUAUAUCCCAAAGGGCUUAAGGUGGCAUACAUGGUUUCCCCCCCCCUCCUCAUUUAAUCCCACAACAACCCUGUGAGGUAGGUUAGGCUGUGAGACAGUACGGUAACUGGUCCCAAGAUCACACCCACUUAGUGGCCAAGUGGGGAUUUGAACCCAUGUCUCUCCCAGGUCCUAGUCUGACACUUUAACCACUACACCACACUGGCUCUCUAAUGAGUAAAGUUUCCCCACAUGAUCCAAGUGAUCUUACAGGUAUACUGUACAGUGACAGGCAGUCUUUCAGGUAACCUGGUGGCCAUUAUGGUGGAUCAGUGAAUUGGUGAAGGGCUGAUUCUGACAAGCGCUUGCACUCCACUUUCUCUGCAUAUGGUUCUGCUAAGCGUGAUUUAAUGAGUCUAGGAUCCAGCUCACGAGACCACCCAGACAAACGCUGGAAGGAGAAAACACAUUAUGACAUUAACAUUGCUGUGUGCAUACUUGCAGAAACCAGGCAGGAAAAGUCACUGCACAAAUAUGAACCAUUUCACGGGAGCCUGGGGGAUUCCAGUCAGUGGGGAUUGACUGGAAAGAGAGCUGGAGUAGCCUUUGCACUGGCAGGGCUGAUGGGAGUUGUAGUCUGAAAAAUCUGGAAUGGCACUGGUUUAGGGAAAAACUGGCUGAGAGUGAUGGAAGAGCAUCCCUUUCCGCUUGACAAGAGCCCCCCACAUUUUAUCUAUCUCCCUGGGUCCCACCCCAUAGCUACCCAAAUUGAUUGCCACUUUUAAAAGAGAACAACCUGGAUGCUGGGAAAAAUUAAGUUCUAGGCACCAGCCACAACUAACAUAGGAGUCAUCUUGGUUUCAGAUUUCUUUAGAGUUCAGCCCGGACAGAGCUGAGGAAAUCUUUCGCUCUUAGGUUCCAGCAUAAGAUCUUAAGAAGUUCUGCCACAGAGUCCUAAAAGUCCGCUGUGGUUUUCAUCUGAUUUCUCAGAGCUUUUGGUUAUGGCUAAAGCUGUGGUUUGCUGGCAUGCAGGGCUCAGGAUGCUUUCAGAGAAGUGGGCAUUGGGACCUUCUUGCUCCUCUCUGCCAUCUCUUCCCUUUUCGCCUUGCCUGUACCUCCACGAUCACGCUGUCCCUGCUCCGCAUUUCUCACACCCUGCCAUCUCUGUGCUGCUACUGCACCUUUGGUGUAGACACCCAGCUGCUUCUCUGUAGUACCUGCUGGGUUCCAGCUCCUAUGCACACGGUUGGAAUUAAGGAGCAGGAUGUUGCUCUGCACCAGAGAGCCACACCCACACCUGCACAAUUAGGGUUUGGGGUGUUCUUGCAGGAACUGAUGGAAGUGGUCUCUUGACCUAUGAUUUGGGUCCAAACAUAUUUUGAGCUGGCAAACUAUCUAUCUAUCAUCUAUCUAUCUAUCAAUCAAUCUAUCUAUCUAUCUAUCUAUCUAUCUAUCAUCUAUUGCAUUUAUAGCCCACCUUUCUUGCCAAGGAGCUCAAGGUGGUGUACAUGGUUCUCCCCCUCCUAUUCAAUCCCCACAACACCCUUGUGAGGAAGGUGAGGCUGAGAGGCAGCGACUGGCCCAGGGUCACCCAGGGAGCUCCAUGGCCAAGUGGGGAUUUAAUCCCUGGUUUCCCAGAUCCUAAUCUGUCUAACCUCUACACCACACUGAUUCUCAUUAUAAGUCAGGCUGUAUUUGCACCUUUUGAGUUUUGAACGAGGGGCAGCAAAUAAGGAGCUAGGAGCCUACAUCAACCUUGUCUGGUUGCAGGGCUAUAACGAAAUUCUUCCCUUCCAUUUCUCCACCCCACUCCAUUGGCAGAGAAUUUUGCUAACAAAUCAGAGCCAAGAGCAAACUCCCAUCCUCCCCUCUGCUAAUGUUCUGGGUGCUCUUGUCAAAUAGGUGUGCAAUCUUGCUGUGUGACUGUCAGGGACACCUGCGGUGCCUGCAACUUCACUCUUGACACCAGACAAACUCCCUCUAAUGCUUCUCCUCCUCUUCUUUUGUUAAAUUAAUCUGUCCUGUUUGUUUUCUUUCUAUAAAGAGUUAUUGCCCGUUUAUAAGGAGCCCCUCAUUUGGUUGCCAGUGGCUAGUGAGAAUCACCUUCAGGGAAGUGUGGAAAUGCUUUAAUUUCCUUUUCUUCUUCUAAGAAGUGGUUUAACAACCAAUCCCUCUUAAAAAGAACUUUGGGAAUUGUAGCCCUGGGAGGGGGAGGGGAAUCUCCUCACAACUCUCAGCAUCCUUAAUAAAUCACCUCUCCCAAAAUUCUUUGGGGGAAGCCAUGACUGUAUUGUAGCGCUUUAAAUGUCUGGUGUGGUUGUGGUCUAAGACAGGGAAGACCUGAGUUCAGUACCUCACACUGGGAUGAAACGGACCUUGAGCCAGUUACUCUCUCCUAACCUCAAGGCUGUACCAACCAUUACACAGAGUGAGGCAGACACCUCAGGGGACACUGUAUGGUGCAGUGAUUAGAGUGCCUGGCUGACAUUGGAGACCCGGGUUCAAAUACCUUUGAGCCCCUUGGAGAAAAAGAGAGGAUAUAAAAGCAACGAAUAAAUAAUGGUGGGAGGCAAAGCAGCAGUGACUUUCCCCAUACAUAUGGACCACAGCCAUGCCCUCAGUUGGAGGUCAAAGCUGUGCCUACCUCACCUCACACCCCCUAAGCUAGCUGGCUACUCUCGGAUCAUGUCCUGUCACCACAAGUUUGAAGUAAGUUUGAAGUUUCUGUAUUCGAAAUGCAUCUGGAUACCAUUUUAUCUUUUGCCUCAGGCAUCAAAAUAUCCUGGGUGGACCAGCCCAGUCUAAUGUACCUUGUAAGGUUGUUCUGGGGGAUAAAAUGGGGUAGAUGGGGGCGAGGGAGAGCUGUGUAUGCCAGCCUUGGAGGAGGUGUGGCAUAUAGGUGUGAUAAAUAAGGCCGCCACCAUCCACACUGGCAUAUCUGCUCUAGACUGGUUUGGGUUUCCACUCCUAACUUCCACUUCAGACUAGGCUUUCUCUAGGAGAGAUCUGAAUGACUCCUUUCAUGGAGAAGCUUGACCACUAAUCACUCUCCAUUUUUAGCAGGGAUUUUAGGCUGUGUGGGUCUCUGGGCAUUUCCUAUAUCUGUGGCUAUGUGUGGCGAUCAAUUUUUAUCACAAGACGACUGUGCUAGCUGGACCCCCUCUUUGUAAACUGGCCUUCUGCAGCCUAGUGCCUUUCCCUACGUUUUGGACUACAGUUCCCACCAGGUUGCAGGGAGGCCUUUUUAAAUAAGAGGAGGGUGUUUGUUUGUUGUGUGUGCAAGAGAACAUAUUGCUGUGUUCGUUUUUUAAACUAAGAUAGGGAAUCAGGCAGGUUUUACCACCGAACAAUUUUCUUCCCAUUCUUUGUAUGGAGGGAGGAGUGGAUAAGUCAAUUCAUGGAAUCAUCAAGUUGGAAGGGACCCCCAAAGGUAAUCCAGUCCAACCCCCUGUAAUGCAGGAAUCACUGACAGAUGGUCAUCCAACCUCUGUUUAAAAACCUCCAAGGAAGGACAGUCUGCCACUUUCCAAGGUCAUCUGUUCCACUGUUGACAGCUCUUCCCAUCAGAAACUCCAUCCUAAGGUUUACAUUUACUCCCCAAGAGGGAUCCUUUUAACAAGUGCAUUUUUUACUCCUCUUCAGCUUUUAAGCAGACAGUGGAAGGGGGUGUAGAGGCAGGGGGACGAGGCUGCCAGGGAGCAGGACUGGACUAUUUUAUUUUAUUUUUACUUGUUGCUGAGUUUGCCCUCAUCUAUUCCACAUUAGGGACCUGGGUCCUCCGAGAUGGAAAAGAAUGCUGUCAACAAGGGUGGAGAGGGAAUAGGGUGGCGCUGGCAUGGAAACCACCAUCCCUGCCCUCGCAACAGGAACCCCCAUGUGGCUUGCAGGAGGGCCUGACACUACUGUGUUCCCUCUUAAUGGCCUGAGAUGGCUAAGAAUAUUUGGGUACUUCCAGAUUGGGCUUGGACUUGCAAAGGAGACUGAGAUGUUGCAAGCGGGCAAUUUUGCAACAGGUGUUUGUUUGUUUCCCCCCAGAAAGGAUUUGUCUGGAUUAAGCAGGUGGGGGAUACAGGCUGGCAUUUUGAUGCCAACAAUGUUGUCUGGACGUUGCAAAACACUUCCAUGCAUUAAGAGCUCCCUUCCCACAAGAAGCACGCUUUAUGGUUAUGACUGCCUAGAACUGGAAGAGCAGAGUGGUGUUCUUGUCCCUUUUGUUCCAUCCUCCCUCUAAGCCUAAACCCUUUGAAACAGACCUAGCCUGGUGAGCUGCAGGGGCGUGAGGGUGAGGGGUUAGGGUUAGGCAAUAAGUUCUUCCCAUAUGGAAGGAGUGGUACUGCCUUGUUGUUAUUAUUAUUUGGUUGGUUUUGUUAGUUAUAACAAUAUAUUUUAAAAAAUGGAGAGUAAAUAUAAGGAAAGGAAAUGAUAUAUGGAUCAACAUAGCAAAAUAAAACAAGCAAAAAACAAAAAACCCCUCCAUAGUACAAUGAAUAAAUUAAAGAGAAAAUAUUGUCAUUUACAUUGUUAUUCCAGAAAUGUAAAAACAAGGCCCACCUCCCAGUACGUUUGUUUUCCUCAUUGCUAAGUGUUGCAUUGCUCUCAUUUGUCAGUUUUAUCAUUAAGACAAUUAAAUGUAUUUUAACAGUGUGCCUGAACAUAGCCAGGUGAAUUUUGCCUGUUUUCUUGUUUGUUUGCAGGGGAGGGGAGUAUUGGUUUCUCAGGGGGUGGCAUGCUGCCUGUUUUUUUUUGGGGGGGGAAGGUUGUCUAAACUGUUUUGCCUUUUUGUGGAUAGUUUUACUCAAUUCCAUGAGCAAGCUUUUGUCUUUGUGACUUGGGAGGCCCCCACAGCUGCCAUUUUGUGCUGGUGCCCAGGGCGGUUUCUGCUUUUGCCAAAUGUGCACCCCAGAAACAAUGGGGAACCCAUGGUAUAUUCUGUUACAUGCCCUUGUCAUGCUAAAGUCUGAGAGUUCCUGCCGUUUGCUUGAAGUGAUGCUAGAGGAAUUGCCAGAUGAUUUUGCAAACAUCCUCUCUGUUUCUUUCCCCUUCCAUCUUGGUAUAUUUUUAUCAGGCUGUUGCAGUGGAACGGUGCAGGACCAAUAGUCCAUUGAUGCAGUUGAAACACCUGCAGGGUUUGUUUCCUCUUCUCUUUGAACUGUUUCCAUCCUGCUAAAUGAACUUGUAACUCAGAACUGGUGCCUGAGCUUGCACAUUUCCUCCUCCCUCCUAGUCCAUUUUCCUUCUGUGAUGUGUCUCUUUGGAAUAUAAGCCUUAGUACAGGAACCUUCUUGUUUUAUUGAGCUGUAAGUCACUGUAGAAGUGGCUAAAGAGUGGGGUAAAAGUUCUUUAAAUAAUUAGUAGGAUAAGGUGGCCUGCUUUUCCCUUCCAUUUGCAAUAAGGAGGUGUGAUUUCAAGGGUUCCCAGAGGGUGGAAUGAAGCGGUUGUGCAAACUGGGUGGGGAUUCUGUGCAGCCACUGCGGAGAUGGUUGUUAUCCGUAGAAUAAACCUUGUUGUUUCGCAUUUAUGCUGUCUUCUGCUCGCAAAUGGCAAUAUUUCAGGAGUGGUUUGCCUAAGGCCACUCAGUGACUGCUUCAUGGCUGAGAUGAGAUUGGCAAGAAGGCCCUUGCAGAUCCUUGAAAAGGUCAGCAGGCCUAGAGAGGAGGCGGAGGCAUCUCAGCUCCUUCUGGUGGAGCCCUAAGGUCCUUGCUGCUUCCUGGUGUAAAUUUGCAUUCUUAAAAAACAAACCCAAAUCAGCCAGGGAGCUACCUGCAUGUUGCUGAAUUACAGUUCUUAGUCACUGGCCCUGCUGUCCAGGGCUGAUGGGAGUUCAGAGUCCAACAGCAUCUAGAAGGCUCCAGGUUAACCACCGCUGCCUUGUAGGUUCACUGUUAGGACAAACAAGAAACAGCAGUGCGGCUUGCUCUGAGCUGGGGGUGGGUGGGCUCAGGCCAGGAAAUAAAUCCAGCAUCAAGCACAAUCCGCACAGAUCUGCCCACACAUCCUUGGCGUCCAGGACUGUGUCUGUACUGGAGCCAGCAAUAAAAUUCCAGCACCCAGCGCGACAUCCUGGGGCUUAGCGAUUCAGGGUGGUCAUUGUGGUCUCUCUGUGUGUUUGUGUGUGACCUCAGAGCCCCACCUUUCUGAGUGGCCAGCAAUGUUUCCGUUGCUUAUCAGACGGGAAUCCUAACAUGUCUGUGCGAUGUGCCUGUCCAUGAAAUGGGAAGGCUGACUCAGCAAGCCGGCGAGUCCUGUGCAUUUCCUGCCUAAGGCUUAGCUGCCGACUCAGCUGUAGGUUGAGCGGUUCGGAAACAAAGAGCAGCAACAAAGUGCAAAGCUUUUGCUGGAGUUUGCUGGUCAGAGGAGAAGGUGUGUGGUGGAAUUGGAGGCGUAAAAAAGCCCUGCAGGAUAAGACGAAAGGCCCAUUUAGCCCAGUAUUCUUUCUCACAGUGCCUGACCAGAUGCCCAUUAGGGGAAACCUGCAAGUAGGAUUCGAGCACAUGGGCAUCCUGGGAUUUAGUUGAUGGGCCUGGUAAAAGUAGUGGGAGUUUCAACUUUCAAUUGUAAAGCCUUCUAAUGCCCUGCUUAUAAAGGUAAAGGUAAAGGGACCCCUGACCAUUAAGUCCAGUCGUGACUGACUCUGGGGUUGUGGCGCUCAUCUUGCUUUAUUGGCCGAGGGAGCCGGCGUACAGCUUCCGGGUCAUGUGGCCAGCAUGACUAAGCUGCUUCUGGUGAACCAGAGCAGCGCACAGAAAUGCCGUUUACCUUCCCGCCGGAGCGGUACCUAUUUAUCUACUUGCAUUUUGACAUGCUUUCGAACUGCUAGGUUGGCAGGAGCAGGGACCAAGCAACGGGAGCUCACCACGUCGCGGGGAUUCGAACCGCCGACCUUCUGAUUGGCAAGCCCUAGGCUCCGUGGUUUAACCCACAGCGCCACCCGCGUCCCUGCUUAUAACCUGCUUCAAAUUGGGUCUAGCCCAUACCAGGGAUGGGGAACUUGUGGCCCCCCAGGUGUUGCUAGACUCUAACACCCACCCAUUAGCCUGGACCAGCAAGACCAAUGGUAAGGAAGGAUGGGAGUUGUAGUCCAACAGCAUCUGGAAUUCUGGAUUUUUAAAAAUGGUAUAAUUUGGGGCAGGGGAGGGGGGCCACUUCACCCCAACUGACAGCUCAGGCGGGUGAGAACUGAGCAGCGUCUGUGCUUCAGAUUGCCGUUGGCAACCUGGCCAUGAGAGACCUGGGUCCCAGGAGAGUAGAAAGCAGCAGUGGAGCAAGCAAAAUAGGUUUGCCCUAAGAAGCAGCUGUCUUGUGUGAAUGUGGCUACAGAAGACAGCAGCAUUCUGCUGGAACCUGGCUUCCCAAUUCACAUUCAAAGGCCCGUCUGGUCAGGCAGAAUUAAAAACUCAAAACAGGUAGAAGAAUCCCUUUUAAUUGCACCUUUUGAAAUUAUAGACUUCUCUCUCUCUCUCUCUCUCUCUCUCUCUCUCUCUCUCUCUCUCUAAAAGAAAAUGCAUUCUUGCCUGAUUCCCAAGCUCAGUGCAAGCAUCUCCUUUGUGAAUUUAGGAUCAAAGUAUCUCGUGGGUUAAAAGCUGGACCGUUCCAAUUUUUUUUCCUCAAUUGACUGCACAAGCCACCUUGGAUUCUCCUGAAUGGUUUAGCCGAGGUGGGGGGGGGAGAGGACAGGAAAGAGGGAGGGGGAAAGCGGAGCAAGAGAAAGAUGUCACAAUCUCUAAUCUAUCUGUCAUUUUUAUUUUUCAGCAGCCGGAGAGGAGCUCCCGACUAGAACAAUGCUGGAGAGGAAGGGAGGGGAGAGGGCCGGAGUGGCAGCCAAAGUCUGAAAACAGGUGAACAGCAGUGGCAGCAGCAGCAGCAGCAGCAGCGGAGGAAGAGUGGAGGGGAAGGAAGAGAUUUGUCACCGCUGCUGCGGGGGAGGCGAGCCAGCCCCACCGGGAAGAGCCUCCUCCUCCUCCUCUCGGCUGCGCGGAGGUGGAUCCUGGCUGGGCAGCAGCUGAGCCAUGGCUACGAAUUUCAACGACAUUGUCAAACAGGGAUACGUGAAAAUGAAGAGCAGGAAAUUGGGGGUAAGUGCCGGCAGAUGCCGCCUUGUUGUUUCCGAGUGGGCUCUGGCUGGCGUCCUUUGUAGGCAUGCGGGCAGGUGCAAAUUGCGCAAAAAACCCCCGGUGCUUUUGUGUGGAAGAAUUCUGGCUAGAGCAGCAUAGCUUUCUCUCUCUCUGCCUCUCCUCUAGGCAUCCCUCCUGCAUGGACCUCCCUCCCCACAGGCUCUGCCUGAGUCCUGGCAACAGAGGUGCCAGUUGCUGGUCAUUUCUGGCGUUGCCUUGGUGGACGUGGCAUCCCCAGAGUUGAUGGAUUGGGUGGGUUUUGCAAGGGCUUGGGUGGGUGGUGGUCCGCAUUUUGUGCUAUGGGGAUUUCCUUUCCAGCUUGACAGCUGGUUGCAGAUCUUGAAGCCGAUAAAAGAAACAGCAACUCUUUGCCUUUGUGUGCCUGUGAAUAUAGUACGGAUUGACUCUGCCUGGCUACAGUGGACAGGUUGUGUUCUCCUGUUUCAGAUGCUUCUGUGGCACUCCCUUCCCCAGAGACUCCUCUGAGCCUGGGGCUGAGCAGCUUAUGCAAGUGCAGUUAGAAUUCUUUUUCUUUCAGCUGGGUUUUAGUCGCUGGGCAAAAUCAGCACAAUCAAAAAUCAGCACAAUCAGCAGCAGGGCUUCAUUAUUUAUUUUUUGCUUUGAUUGUUUUUGGUGUUUGUUGGCUUUUUUAAAAAAGCUUUGUGAUUUUAGCUGACAAUUUCACACACAUUUUUAACCAUUUCGCUCCUGCCUUUGGAAAGAGGAGGGCUAGGAUUCAGCAGGGGUGGGGUGGGGGUGGGGAGAGGGAAAUGGAAAGAGGCACUGAGGUUUUCCUCGUUCCAUCUGGACUGCUUAGCUGCAGAGUCAUGUUGUGGAUACUUUCUCUGUGAGCACCUCUGGCCCAUAUGAGGAGGACCAACUCGGACACUGGGUCUGGCUCUUCCUUUGAGCACAGCCACCGCCAGCAAGAUUUCUCUCCCCUUCUCUCAAAGGUUCUUGCUGCAGACCUAGACUUGCUCCAGGCACAGUUGCAUCUAUGGAUCUUGGCUUCUAGGGUGUGUCUUUCCUGGGCCUCUGAGAUAUCCCUGCUCGCAACAGGGGCAUCUUGAACACAGAACAAGCAUUGAUCGCCCCUUUCUCUUUUCCAGCCGUCUUCUAUUGGCAGGGUGACUAAACUCCACGCUAGAGAUUUCUGGAUUGCACAUAAAAGAAAUCCACAUUUCCUCCUCAGAAUAAAUAUUUUCUGAAGGGUCAUUGAACUGAUCCUCUGUAUGCAACAUGAAGGGAUUUCUUUACUUGGAUUUUGAAAUAUGGUUACGAGAAGGAUUCUUUUGAAGCACCUUUCUCCAGCCUUGGGUCCCCAGAUGUUGUGUGCAUCCUCUCAUCCCUGACCGCUGGCAUGAUGGGAGUUGGUACCCAACAACAUCUGUAGAGACCAAGGCUGGGGAGAAGACUGCAAGGAUGCAGAAAGCCUGGGAGUGGAUUUCCAAAGGACAGAAGUUGUCGGACAGGAGGCACCUGGGUUUGGUGGCCUUGGGCAAGCCUCUCUGUUUUAAGUUUUCCAUCUCUCAUUUCGGCAGCCUACAACUGAAGGUUAUUGUGAGGGUUAAUAGUAGUUGUUGCCUGCUGUGAGCCUUGGAGGAUAAUGAUCCACUUAUGGGUGUGUUUCUGUUUAAUGACAGGAUUGCUGUGUAGGCCUCCACUGGGUGUCCUGGCCAGUCCCAGCUAUUGCAUCACAAUCUCUCCCAGGAAGCAUCUUGGGGCUGAACCUGUGAAACUUUGAUGUGCAUGUACAUGUAUGUGUGUAAAUGUUUUGCUUCCACAAAGCUUUUAAAACAAGUGGGGUAGGCAUGUACCUUCAGAUGUUGUAGAAUUUGCAUCAUCGCUGACUGUUGUCCAUGCUCACCAUGAGAGCCAGUGUGGCGUAGUGGUGCUGGACUAUGACCUAGGAGACCGGGGUUCAAAUUCUCACUCACCCAUGAAGCUCACCAGCUGUGAUCAUGGGCCGGUCAUGAUCUCUUAGCCUAACCUACCUCACAGGACUGUUGUGAGGAUACCAUGAUGGUGGUGGAGAACUGUGUAUGCCACCUUGAGCUCCUUAGAGGAACGUUGGGAUAGAAAUGUAAAAAUAAAUAAAACAUGGCUGAUGGGAAUUGGGAGUCCCCUAGACCUGCUUCUCCAUCCUUGCUUUAAAACAUGCUGUUGUCAUCUCAUUGAUACCCUCCUCCUCUUCUUCAUUUGCUUUUAUUCUGCAUGCUGUUGUGGUAAAAGAACCAGGAUGGGUGUGUAUCCUGAGUCUUAUGACUCUGUUGCGUUGGAGUAACUGAAUCUUGGAAUGGACCGGGUCCCUUAAAAUAAAGAGGCACCUUUCAGUAAAGGCAGAAAGACUAGGUUUGAGACUGAGCUGCUGCCUAAGGCUAAUUGUUGCAGAAGCAACAUGAGAGCCCUGUUCUUUUGUAGCACCCUUGGAGAGCCUUGCCUUGAAUAAGGUCAGCACUUGCAUCAUAAGGACACAAGACAAGCCUGCUGGAUCAGGCCCAUCUCUUCCAGCAUCCUCUUCUCACAGUGGCCAACCAGAUGCCUGUGGGAAGCCUGCAGGCCGGACAUGAGUACAACGGCACUCUGCCCUCCUGCAAUUCCCAGCAACUGGUAUUCACAGGCACAGUGCCUCCAACAGCAGAGGUUGAACAUAGUCAUCAUGGCUCAUAGCCAUUGAUAGCCUUCUCCUACAUGUAUCUGCCCAAUGCUCUUUUAAAGCCAUCUAAGUUUGUGGCCAUCACUGCCUCUCAUGGGCGUGAAUUCCAUGGUUUAGCUCUGCACUGUGUGAAGGACUUUAUUUUAUGUGCCCUGAAUCUUCCAGCAUUCAGCUUCAUUGGAUAUCUAUCAACGCUAACCUCCCCUGUAUUGAGUGGGGAAGGUCUGUUUGGGGCUUUCCUUGAGUUUGCUUGAAUGCAAGUAGAACCCUCUAUCAGAUGGGAGAUCCUUGAUAAAGCUGGGCUGCCAGUCCCAUGGCGAAGUCCGCUUGCAUUCAGCCACAGUGAGUAAAAAGUCCUCUGCAGACGUUCCAUGUGCAACACAUGGAAAAGUCUAUGACUGAUGGGGGGCUGAGGGUGUGAGGGCUGUGCAUGUGUCCCUGCCCCUCUCCACACUUAAAACAUUUUCAUGCAUUGCAGGAGAGCUGUGCUUAGAAAUUAUUUAUUGCCAUGUAGGUGCAAAGAGAGCGGGGAAGGUGUCGUGCAAACUGGGCACCAGACUCAAGGAGGCCCACAAAGCCUUCAUGUACAUGCCCAUCUCGGCUUAAGCCCAGCGAGUACCAUGUGUGAUUCCACACUCAACCCCUUCCCAAAUUUAAGAUAUAUUCAUAGAAUUGUGGAGUUGGAAGGAAUCACGAGUGUCAUCUAGCCCAGCCUCCUGCAGGGCAGCCUCCUUUUGUCCAACAUGGGGCUCACACCCACGACCCUGUUUUAAGAGUCUCAUGCUCUACCAACUGAGCUAUUCUCUAUUGCUGCCUCCUGUGUUCUUACUGGCUUUAAAAGGGGCUUAGAAAAAUUUGUGACUACCUGCCAUGGUGGCUGUGUUCUAGCUCUGCUGUCAGGGGCAGGAUGCUAGGAAUAGCAAGUGGGUCCUCAGGGUCUGCUUGUGAGCUUCCCAUAGCAUCCGGUUGGCCACUGUGAUUAUGCUGGACCAGAUAAGCCUUUGGCCGAAUCCACCAGGGCUCUUCUUGUGUUCUCAGAUGGUCCUAUAACAGCGGGGGUGAAACUAUGGCACGCAUGCCAGAGGGGGCACUCAGAGCCCUCUCUGUGGGCACAUGCGCCAUUGCCCCAGCACAGAGCCAGCAGAAGGUGAGGGCGGCACGUUAAGUUCUCAGCUCAACUUGGGCAGCCGGAGAGCCAUGUGAGUGGCAGGUCAGCGCAGGAAACUGCACAGCCGGAGCGGGAUGUGAGGUUGAGGCUUUACACACCCUCCGGCCGGGGCCAAUGGAAGGUGCCAGGCAGGAGAGGAUGGCAUCGCUGGUUCCAGUGCCAGGUAGCCAGGCAGAGCUGCCUCCGCCCCAUCCUCAUCGCCCCUCACCAGCACUGGGGCUCCAGACCCCACCAGCCUUGCCGUGCCAUGGUCGUCUCCCACUUGCUGAAGUAUUUCUUCACUGAACUCAGCCACAGCCAAGUGCAGUGGGACACCCUGUGCUAGCACGUGGGGCAGCCCCCAGGGCCUUUUCAGGGAACAACGGCAUGAUGGGGAGGGGGGACUCUCUGCAUGCGCUCAGAGGGCCACGCCGAGAACGUUUUCUUGCCCAGGCUGGAGCUUAAAAGCAGGGAAUUCCCAUCGACGCGGAGAUCUUGUGAAAAUCAAAAUGAAAUCCUUAAAGUGUGGAAUUCCUUGCCAAAUAAUUUUAAAUCAGUGAAAGUGCUUGGGAUUGUUUCAUUGUAUCACUGAAAGCUCUGUUAUUUUGUUUUUCUUUUAAGACAAAAGAUGUUAAUGUAUGAGUUGUUUUUUCUAAACCAAAACCUCAGUAUUCAGGUUAAAUUGCUGAGUUGGCUCUUUGCGAGAAAUAAGUGGGUUUUGGGUUGCAGUUUGGACACUCGGUCUCUAAAAGGUUCUCCAUCACUGCCCUAUAAGGACCUUCUCAGUGGCUGCUCCUAGAUUAUGGAACACCUUGCCUCGUGUUCUCCUCCACUCCCUCCCAAGUUUUUUGCUGGCCACAAAGGACACUUUUAUUCUGGUAGAUUUUUGUAGCAUGUGGCACAUCAGGUUUUUAUGUUCAGGUCCUGAUACUGCCUCCUUGGCUGCUUUGUUUUAUAUCGGUGGUAGUGGUGUGUUUGUAUGUUUUAAUAAAACUGCAACUCAAAUGUUGUAAGCUGCCAUGAGGAGAGCAGGACAGAAAUGUUUUAAGGAAGAAAUAUAGUAAAAUAGCCAGCUCAGUGGAGGGAGGGACGUCUGCUGAUGGUUGUAUUCAACCUCCAGGUUCAGAAACCUCUUAGUACCGUGAACCAGCAAAAGGAGAAGGAUGUUGCCUUCAGACCUUGUGUGGGGGCUUCCUGGAGGUGUCUGGUUGGCCACUCUAGGGGAGACUGGCCCGUUAGAACACCCCACCAACCACAGGUAGCUCCCACCUGCUUGCUGUCUCAUUACAGCCAGUUUGAGAGGUGGCAGUGCCUGCCAAGUUCUUCCUUCUCCUCCGUCUCCAUGUUAAACCUUGUUGAACUCAGCAGGAAGGUGGCAAAACUGGAAUGAGUUGCCUCCAGCACCACCUACUUUUGGCCUCCCUGGCUUCUGCCCUACCAGUCCCACCAUUGGACUUAGAUGGACCUUUGGGUCUGGUUCCACACGGCUCCUCUUGCCUCCAUCUGUUUUCCUGCUUUGGCGAGGCUUUCUGGAGAGCACCUGCUCUGGAAGAGCCUCUGCGGACCAGUGUACUUGUGCUUAGACAUCCCUCCUCUCCCCACCCUUGCUUGAAGGAUGCCAAGUUGGCCAGGACUCUGUUUGCCUACCAGCUGGAAGUGGCUACGCUAGGCUCACUUGGCAUCGGAGCACAGCAUUUUCCAUCACAGCCCAGCUCCGGUUUGCGCAGCUCCUCUCCGGGGAGCCCGUUGAGAGCGGUGGCACGGCCCAGGGCUCUGUUGCCAAAGCAGCACCCUCCCUCCUCCCUGACUCUUGCAUGACUUCUCCGAAAGCCCCGCUCUGCUCCAGCAGCCUCUGUGCCCCCGAGGGCUCUGCUCCAAUUUGAGGACAUUUAAAUUGGAGCUCUGGCUUCAGGCAGAGGACGUGGAAGUUUGUUGACUGCACAGAGAGGGGAGGAGGUUUCUCUGCCUCUACUUUUCACGGUUGUAGCAGCUUCUUUUUCCUUGUUAAAUAGAGAAGUGGGGGCUGUAGGAGAGUUCACAGCCUAGAACUAAUGAGUGGGUCAGUGGGGGAAUUUUGGAUAAUGAUUGGGUAUUGCUGUAGGUCUAGAGUAGCUAUCUUUGUCUUGAAGGUGACUGGGAGUAGCUGCGGAGACCACAUAACACCGGUUCUGAAAGACCUACAUUGGCUCCCGGUAUGUUUCUGAGCACAAUUCAAAGUAUUGGUGUUGACCUUGAAAGCCCUAAACGGCUUUGGCCUAGUGUACCUGAAAGAAGGUCUCCACCCCCAUCGUUCAGCCUGGACACUGAGGUCCAGCACUGCGGGCCUUCUGACGGUUCCCUCCUGUGAGAAGUGAGGUUACAAGGAACCAGGCAGAGGGCCUUAUUGGUAGUGGCGCCCUCCCUGCAGAACGCCCUCCCAUCAGAUGUCAAGGAAAUAAGCAACUAUCUGACUUUUAGAAGACAUCUGAAGGCAGCCCUGUUUAGGGAAGCUUUUAGUGUCUAAUGUUUUAUCGCUUUAUUGUUAUUAUUAUCGUUAAUUCUGUUGCGAGCUGCCCAGAGUGGCUGGGGAAACCCAGCCAGAUGGGCGGGGUAAAGUUAAAGGGACCCCUGACCAAUAGGUCCAGUCGUGACUGACUCUGGGGUUGCGGCGCUCAUCUCGUUUUAUUGGCCGAAGGAGCCGGCGUCCAGCUUCUGGGUCAUGUGGCCAGUGUGACUAAGCUGCUUCUGGCAAACCAGAGCAGCGCACGGAAACACCGUUUACCUGGAGCGGUUCCUAUUUAUCUACUUGCACUUUGAUGUGCUUUUGAACUGCUAGGUUGGCAGCAGCAGGGACCGAGCAACAGGAGCUCACCCCGUUGCGGGGAUUCGAACCGCCAACCUUCUGAUCGGCAAGUCCUAGCCUCUGUGGGUUAACCCACAGCGCCACCCACGUCUAUUAUUAUUAUUAAAGGCCCUCUGUGUUUAGCCCUCUGAGAGCUGCAUGCUGCCAGUUUCUCUCUCUCUCUCUCUCUCUCAUAUGUACAGCAUCCACUUUCCACACAUGUAUGCAGGCACACAUCAAACAGGCUCUCUCUCCUCAACCUCACCCCACCAUCAUCAUUUGUAUGCCACUUUCCAACGAAUUAAUAAAGUGCUAUAAAUCAUAUAUAUAAUCAAUCCAUACAACAGCUGCAGCAAAACAUGUCUCUCCCACAUCGGUCUCUACAAGCCACAGCAGGCCAUGCACAGCCUUCUAAGCGCUUGACCUCACCCCCAAAGGCGCACUCCUCUAUCGUCUCCCGAGACAAGACAGAUGCCAACCAACCUAACAACAUUGUGUAAAGCCGUACAAAAAAGCUAACCUAAUUUAUAAGCUUAAAAUUAAAUAGGAGAGAGAAUAAUGUCCAACAAAGAAAUAAAAUGAUAUUAAAAUCACUGUUCAUAAAUAAUACACAUAAUCUCACAGCAGUUAGCUUGCACGCAUUGCAUGGUAGCCACGCACCUUACUGGUGGCAGCCUUCCCGACACACUUGGCACACACAGAAUCAUUGAAUCGUGGAGUUGGAAGGAUCCCAAGGAAUCAUCUAGUCCAGUCCUCUGCAGUGCAGGAGUCACAACUAAAGAUUCCCUGACAGGAAGCCUUCCAACCUCUUUUUUUUAAAAAAAAAGCUCCAGUAAAGGAGAGCCCAUCACCUUCCGAGAGAGCCUGUUCCACUGUCAGUUUAUUCUGUCAGAAAGUUAUUCUAUACAACAUGCACACCGGCUACACAUGCAAGCCAUGUGCACAGGCACACAGCACACACUCACUCAUAAAUAACACACCCCACACACAGGCAUACGCCAUCUCUCCUCUCAGUGCUAUGAAGUGGUGCUUAGCUGUGUGGAGAGGUUUAAAUCUUUGCUUUCAGGCCUCCAUGAUGAGGAGACUCUAGUGUAAUGGAUAGCCUUGCUGGAGCUUCACACACAUCCCACAGUAUCUGUUGUGGUUGUUUUCCUUAAAUAUUCACCUGUGAUGUUACAAGUGCUGACUAGGAGGCCAACAUUGCAUCUCUCAGUAACAGUGAAGAGAAAGAAAAAGAUUUUCUUAGGAAAAACAUUUAUAUUGGCUGCCAGAACUAAAUAAGAAUGAUGCAUUUACUGCAUGAUAAAAAGAUUGUCUGGAAGUCUACCACUUUGCUGAUCACUGAAAAGUUCUUCAGAAACGAUGCAUGAAAAUGUCAAGCCCUGAAACUCACAGCCAUAUUAGUUCAGGGCUUUUCUUCUUCUUCUCUGCAGACCUGUGAGUUGGCCUGACCUGCCCAAGGCAACCUUCAUGGAUGAGCAAGUACUUGACCCUGGUGUGCUGGCUGCCCGGAGCUGAUGGGAAUUGUAGUUUAAAAUAGCUAGCGGGCACCAGGUUGGUGAAGGCUGCACUAGCCCUAAGAGCCACUGCAAUAUCUACUUUAUUUCUUAUUACAGUGGUACCUCGGGUUAAGAACUUAAUUCGUUCUGGAGGUCUGAUCUUAACCUGAAACUGUUCUUAACCUGAAGCACCACUUUAGCUAAUGGGGCCUCCUGCUGCUGCUGCUGCACUGCUGCCACACAAUUUCUGUUCUUAUCCUGAAGCAAAGUUCUUAACCCGAGGUAAUAUUUCUGGGUUAGCAGAGUCUGUAACCUGAAGCAUCUGUAACCUGAAGCGUCUGUAACCUGAGGUACCAGUGUACAGCCUUUUGGUUUACCUGCCAGAGUCCUGGUGGGUGGAAUCCUUGUUCAGGAGCAAAUCCAGACAGGAAAUGGUGGCUUAUGACUUGGAGCCAAAUACUUAAGCGCACCUCUUGAACUGUACCUUCAUAUACAAGCACACAUCCAAAUCUGAGUCACUGCAGAUCAGGGUUUCUAACAUAGAGAGCUAAAACAGGCCAGGUUUGGCCAGAAAGCUGGUCAGGAGCUUCCAUUUAACGUUCAUGUGAGGAACCAGGGAGACCAAGAGGAAAGCCAUUCGUACAAAGCUGGCCAUAGCAGAGAAUUUAUUUUUGUUGCUCUGCUGUUGUCGUCGUCACUUUUUUCUUGCCAUGGCAACUCAGAGGAAGUUACCACCCCCAGCCCCAACCCCCACAUACAUACAUUAAAAACAAGUGGGGGGGAAUAUAUCAAAAACAUACCACCCAUUCUAAAAGCCCAAUUUUAUCCACUAAUUUCAAAACUGCACUGGUUUUGGGGGUGGGGGCGUUCUGGGAAUCCCUGAGCAACGCCAGCUAUGAGGCUGCUAUUUAGUUCAUAAGUUCACAGAAUCAUAGAAUCAUUGAGUUGGAAGAGACCACAAGGGCCAUCGAGUCCAACCCCCUGCCAAGCAGGAAACACCAUCAGAGCACUCCUGACAUAUGGUUGUCAAGCCUCUGCUUAAAGACCUCCAAAGAAGGAGACUCCACCACACUCCUUGGCAGCAAAUUCCACUGUCGAACAGCUCUUACUGUCAGGAAGUUCUUCCUAAUGUUUAGGUGGAAUCUUCUUUCUUGUAGUUUGGAUCCAUUGCUCCGUGUCCGCUUCUCUGGAGCAGCAGAAAACAACCUUUCUCCCUCCUCUAUGUGACAUCCUUUUAUAUAUUUGAACAUGGCUAUCAUAUCACCCCUUAACCUCCUCUUCUCCAGGCUAAACAUGCCCAGCUCCCUUAGCCGUUCCUCAUAAGGCAUCGUUUCCAGGCCUUUGACCAUUUUGGUUGCCCUCCUCUGGACACGUUCCAGUUUGUCAGUGUCCUUCUUGAACUGUGGUGCCCAGAACUGGACACAGUACUCCAGGUGAGGUCUGACCAGAGCAGAAUACAGUGGCACUAUUACUUCCCUUGAUCUAGAUGCUAUACUCCUAUUGAUGCAGCCCAGAAUUGCAUUGGCUUUUUUAGCUGCCGCGUCACACUGUUGGCUCAUGUCAAGUUUGUGGUCAACCAAGACUCCUAGAUCCUUUUCACAUGUACUGCUCUCAAGCCAGGUGUCCCCCAUCUUGUAUUUGUGCCUCUCAUUUUUUUUGCCCAAAUUUCUCCCUGUUAAAAUUCAUCUUUUUGUUUUUGCCCAGUUCUCUAAUCUGUCAAGGUCGUUUUGAAGUGUGAUCCUGUCCUCUGGGGUGUUAGCCACCCCUCCCAGUUUGGUGUCAUAUUCACUGGUAACAAUGAAUAGAUACCAGCUGGAAAUACGGUAGCAGGCAAACUUUGCAGUCUCAAAGCUUUUAACUGUAUUUACUAAAUGCAAGUAAAGCAAAGCAAGCUAAAUUAGAUUGCUCUCAAGGGCUUCAGAAAGUUUCCCAGCGUAGAUUGAAAAUUUUCCUAUGCAGAUUGUCAUAUACAAAUUUCUCAAAUUCGCAUAGGUAAAUUCAGUCCCCCCCCCUUAAAGAAAUCCGCAUUGCUGCCUUUGAGGGAAUGUAUGGAGACAGUUGUGCAAAUAUCUACAUAAUGUCUUUUGUUGGGGGUUUGAAAACUGGUGUUCCCUCCCCCCCCCCCCCCAUUCCUCCGUGCAACUUUUUGUCAGCGAAUAUGGCUGUGGAAAGAAGGCUGGGAUUCACUUAAAGAAAAUGUGUGCAUGUACAUAUGGAUUGGGGGGUGGGGACAGAACAGGCAUGCAUGGACAGCAAGAUAGGAACAGAGGCCCUUGCCAUGCCUGCUCCUCGUUCUGGUUAUUGCAAUCCAUAUCUGUGUAGGCCAUAGCUGGCCCCGGGCAUUUUUCUGCCUGAGACAAAGGGCAUGAUGCCUCUCUGCCCCACUUUCCACAUACAGAAGCCCACUGGACAGGCUGUUCAAUUUUAUUUAUUUCAAUUAAGUUUGUAUUAGUUUUCAAAAAGUUCAGUUGCAGCAUAUUAUCAAACAAACAAGCAAACGGUAAUAAUAAAUAAUAACCAGAUCAGAUACUCUGUAUCGUGCCAAGGGAAAUUUAUCACAGCAUUCAGCUUAUAUUCAAUCUCUAAAUGUAUUAGCCACAAUCAUUCAUAAACAGGAGGAGAUUCUUGACCGUAUUGCUCCUUACCUGAGAAAGAGAUAUUAAAAGUCGGACCAAAAUCAUCCUUCUUACUUAGGCCCUCCUGGUGAUUCACAUCUCUGGUGGGGAAUGUGCUGAAGCACAAUUUUGGCCUGUAGAUUUUAGGGAACUACUGUAAAACAAAAUCUUAAUGUUGUUCCAACCUCCCAAUUGGCACUUUUUUGAUGGAGGCUAACCUAAACUUGAUUAUACAGUUAUUAUUGAUGGCAGCUAGAAUGACUUGUGCACUUUAAAAUUUAAUUCCAGCACUAGUGAAGGGACUUGGAUGGUCAUACUUAACAAACAUAACUGCACCUAUAUGCCUCACUUAUGCAUUGGCCAAAAAAGAGGAAAUAAUUCUCUGCAAAAGAGGGUAUAAUGGGAAUCAGAUUUACAUAACAUUUGCAUAUGUUGACUUGCAUGCACAGAUUAAUAGCGGAUGGCAUGGAGGGGCAGCUUGACCUCGCUUGACCUCUGGGUGGUUGUGUCGCUGCUGCUUCCUGGGAGGUAGAAGGGGGAUGCAAGCACUACCCUUCCUCUACCUCCUCUCAAACAGCAGCGACACGGCCACCCAGAGGUCAGGUGACAUAGAUACACAUUUAGGAAUAAUGUCUGUAAUUUAAAUAGUAAUGCACUACAUCUCACUGUAGUGUAGAAGACACUGACCCAGUGUCCAAUGUGUCUGAUGUCCAGGGAAUGAUUGUAUAGUAGGACACAUGGCCACCCUCAAAGGGACGGACUCUUCCACUGUACAGGGGGCAGCAGAUACAGUGGUACCUCUGGUUAAGAACUUAAUUUGUUCUGGGGGUCCAUUCUUAACCUGAAACUGUUCUUAACCUGAGGUACCAUUUUAGCUAAUGGGGCCUCCCGCUGCUACACAAUUUCUGUUCUCAUCCUGAAGCAAAGUUCCUAACCCGAGUUACUGUUUCUGGGUUAGCGGUGUCUGUAAUCUGAAGCGUAUGUAACCUGAAGCGUCUGUAACCUGAGGUACCACUGUAUAGCUUAGGAGAUACAGUAGGGGAGGCUACGUUGUGCACACAGCUGCGCCCUCCAGGAGAGGAGAACAACAAGGGGGCUCAGGAGGAAUGGCCCGUAAAUGGUCGCUCUUCCCCCUGACCCCCUAGCAUUGGCUGUCUGAAGUUACCACAGCCAGUGUGGUGUAGUGGUUAAGAGCGGUAGUCUCGUAAUCUGGGGAACCGGGUUCGCGUCUCUGCUUCUCCACAUGCAGCUGCUGGGUGACCUUGGGCUAGUCACACUUCUCUGAAGUCUCUCAGCCUCACUCACCUCACAGAGUGUUUGUUGUGGGGGAGGAAGGGAAAAGAGAAUGUUAGCUGCUUUGAGACUCCUUCGCGUAGGGAUAAAGCAGGAUAUCAAAUCCAAACUACUCCUCCUCCUCCUCCUCUUCUUCUUCUUCUUCUUCUUCUUCUUCUUCUUCUUCUUACCAACAGUAGGGCUGGCCCUGAUCUUUCACAAAUGAAUGCAUCCGUGUUUUCUUUUUGCAAGGCAUCAUUUGACAGAGAUAGCGAUUUGCAUCCAGCUCUUUUUUUUCUUCAGGGGGAGGAAACCUAACAUGGGGCUCCAGCCCCACAUCAACAUCUUCUGCCCACCUAGCAGACAAGAAAAUAGCCCUUGGUCUUCCAAACUUUAUCUCUUGCUGCAACCCUCAAAAACUGUAUUUCUUUAUGAAUAGCAGUCCAAUCAAGUAUUUUUAAUUUAAUCUCAUUGGUUUCAACAAGACAGAGAGCUAAGCAUGUGCUGUUUUACAGGAGGGAUUCAGCUGCAUAAUGGGAAUUUAGGUUUGCACAAUUAAAGGGGAUUAAAGCUUCCUGAUGGAACAAAUCCACUUAAGAAGAAGAAGAAAAUGGGCAGGGGAAAACACUAAAAAAAGCUGCAGGGGGAGAUAAUUAUGGACAUGGGAAGACGUAUGAUGUCCCUGCAAACAAAUCGGAACAAAUGCUCCAGAAAGAGUGGGCGUCAUAUUAUUGUUAUUAUUAUUAUUACUAUUAAUUAAUUAUUGAAUUUAUAUACCGCUCUAUACCUGUAGGUCUCAGAGCGGUUCACAGGAUAAGGAUGGUUCUAUAAUGGUAGGGAAGAGAGAGCAAAGUCUGAUUUUGGACCACCCUCCACUUUAGCUUUAUUUAAAUAACAGGUGAAAAGGAACCACUAGCGCCGUGAACGCCUCCCUCGUUCUCUUGGAAUGGCAAAUAGCACCCACCUGAGAGGUGACAGAACUGAGUUUCCAGUGAGAUCUGGCUGAAAAAAAGCCCUGCUUGCAACAUUGUGGUGGGGAUUAAGUGAGGAGCAGGGAGAACCAUGUAUGCCACCUCGAGUUCCUUGCAGAAAAAGGUGGGUCGGGAAUGCGAUAAAUAAAUACUAAAUAAAUAAAUAUUAAACUGUGAACCUGCCCAGGAGGCUGAUUGUGAGAGUCUUGCAUUCUGAGGCGAGAAAGACCAGGAAAUAGCCAGAUCUGCUCAGCUUCCUGCAUGGCCCUGUCCACAUCAUGCUCCUUUGCGGUGAUGACCUGUGGGGGGGUGGGGACUUUGCCUGUAGCCCCUCCAAGCCUCACAGGCGGCGGGUGCUAUAGGCUUUGAAGCCCCUGUCUGGGCCUGCCUCCCUUAGGCCGCUCCGUGGUGGAGACACUUCCUUUGAAGAGCAGGCCCCGCUUUGAAAGCGUCAGGGAUGUGCUGGAGGUGGGCCGCAUGGAACGUGCGUUCAGGAAGCCACACUCCAUGCCAAGCAGGCGCUGGGCUCCCAGGGGGCUCGUUAGGUAUCUGCCAGAACAGCAGAGGAGCAUUGCUCUCCCCUCUUCAAGGCAGCCCAGCGAACGCAACCAUUUUGCACAGGGCUUCCUCCCCGCGGAAGACAGCGUUGGCUCACAUCCACCAUGGUCCCCCUGCUCUGGAAUGUUUUGCGGGAGGAACAACGACCCCUGUGGGCUGGGCUAGCUGAUCAGCCAAAAUGGCUAGAGCUCCACAGUGGAGAGUAGUUGGGACAGAGGCAUUUUCCUCGUCAAGAAUCCAGGCAAGCCAAUGUGAGGUGGUGCAUAAUUAAUGUAUGGAAUUAAUUGCCUCAAGUAGUAGCCUCUGCCUGAGGGCCGGUCCAAGCAUUGUGAGGCUCCCUCAUCUGUACCGCAGAAAGGUAGUACAGUGGUACCUUGGGUUAAGUACUUAAUUCAUUCUGGAGGUCCGUACUUAACCUGAAACUGUUCUUAACCUGAAGCACCACUUUAGCUAAUGGGGCCUCAUGCUCCUGUUGCGCCGCCAGAGCACGAUUUCUGUUCUUAUCCUGAAGCAAAGUUCAUAACCUGAAGCACUAUUUCUGGGUUAGCAGAGUCUGUAACCUGAAGCGUAUGUAACCUGAAGCGUAUGUAACCUGAGGUACCACUGUACAGUCAUACCUCGGGUUGAAACUUCAGGUUGAAGGCUUUCAGGUUGCGCUCCGCGGUGACCUGAAAGUAACGGAACACAUUAUUUCUGGGUUUCGCUGCUUGCGCAUGCGCAGACGGUCAAAAUGACAUCACACACAUGCACAGAAACAAAUGAAUCACAACCCACACACACACAGACGUGGGUUGCGUUCGUUUCUGGAUGCGAAUGUGGCUCCGGAACGGAUCCCAUUCGUAUCCAGAGGUACCACUGUAAUGUUACUUUUCUGGGAGAAAAUGCUUCUUCAUGAGGCGCAUCGUUAAACUACGGAACUCCCUCCUGCAGGAGGCAGUGAUGGCCACCAGCCUAGAUGGCUUUGAGGAUCAGAUGAAUUCAUGGAGGAGAGGGCUAUCGAUAGCUACUAGCCACAAUGGCUAUUCUCUGCCUCCACAGUCAGAGACGGCAGUGCUUCUGAAUGCCCGUUGCUGGAAGCUGCAGGCAGGGAGAGGGCUCUUGUGCUCAGGUUCUGCUUGUUUCCCACAGGCAUCUGGUUGGCCACCAUGAGAGCAGGAUGCUGGACUUUGUGGGCCAUUGGUCUGAUCCAGCAGGCUCUUCUUAUGUUCUCAGUGUAGAUAUCACCAAGCCUAAUGCAUUUGCUUGGUAUAAAGCAGGGUACGAGCUUCAUUCCUGUUCCUCCCCCUCCACCCCCUUUUGCCUGGCGCUGCAGUUGCUGGAGGAGACAGAUCCCCAUUAGCCUGCCUCUUAAACUGCAGGAGAGCUGGGGCUGUGCACUGUAUAAAUUCAUGCUAAUAACACAAGAGAAGGAAGAUGGGAGGUGGGAGAAAAGAGGCCAGCACUGAGCAAGGAGGUGGGCAAGUAUCAAGCUGAGUCUGGGCAGGAUCAGGUGUGCAGCAAAGGGCCCUGGAACCACCCAGGGCAGGUGACCCACUAGAUGGAAAUGGGAAAGGGGGUGGGUGAGGCCCUCUGAGGUGCCCACACCAUUGCUGCAGCCCAUCACUGCUCCUUCUGCUGGUAAUUAAGUGGCGGCGCUGUAAUUAACACUGGCGUUGUGACAGGUAGGGGAGUCCCAAGGGAGGAAGAAGGGCAGGAAGGGAGCUGUUAGGCAGGAGCUGUUUUUCCUUCCCUGCUCCCCCCGCCCCAGCUGCUGGGAAGACUUGCUCAUUUGGAGGCAGCCCCUUCCUCUCUCUCUCUCCCAGAAGAGCAGCAGCUUUGCUGUGCUGGUGCAGAGAGAAAAUGGGAUUCGUCGUCGGCACAGCAGCGAUUUCCCCAGAUACGCCACUGCAGAUAUGGAAAGGGCUUCUUGCUCUGGUUGCAUCCCUGGCUCCCAUUAGCUGUUGGGGAUGAUGGUGCAGGAGGCCAAUUUUGGGGACUUCACCUGCUUAUAAGGCCUCUUAAACAUGCUGGAUUGUUGGCCAGCCACUCUCCUUCCCUGGCUGCAUGCUCUGGGCCACAUCACUGUUCUGUGGAAUGACAUCUGAGGUGUAAAAUGCAGCAGAGCCCACAAAUGCUCUGCCCAGGAAUACUCAAAGAGUCAGAACAGUAAUUAAAAUAGCAGACAACACACCUUUGAGAGCCUUUCUCUUAACCUUGAGCAACUGCAACCAACCCCACAGCUCCAGGGCUCUGGUUGUUGGUUCACUGGGGAGAUGCCCCCCCCCCGGCAUCCCUUGUUAGAAAUUGACCACUGAUCAUACUGCUCUCUGCGUGGUGUGGACUGGUGAGCAGGCAAAGGCCCUGUCCAGGGCAGAGUUGCUAGUACAGGCUGUCAUCCUUCCCCUGGAGGGCUGCCAUUUACUCAAAGAUGGCAUCGUUUGCUGUUCAGCGUGACUGUGGCCAUGCAGGUUAACUUGCUUGACUUCGUGGUGUCGGUUCCAGAAAAAGUCAUGUGUGAGUAGAGGCCAAACAGUGAUUCUUGAGCUGCUCCAGAGUCUCUGCCCAGGCCUGUAGGUUUACCUUAGCUUGGAAAAAUUGCACAUAAUAAAUGCAGAAUGGGAUGGUGGCCACUGAAUUCCACUAUCCAAUAAUUUCAAGCCACCUCCCACCAUUGGAAGCUAUUUUGGCAUACAUACUAUUAUUAUUAUUAUUACUACUACUACUACUACUAAUACUACUACUAUUUAGUGAUGUCAUGGCAUGCUUUUCCCAACCUCGAUGCUUCCAGAUGUUGUUCUAAUACAGGUCCCAUCAGCCGCAGCCAGCAUGAUUGUGGUGGCUGGGACUGAUGGGAGUUGUGGUCCAAAACAUCUGGAGGCCAGCAGGCUGGGGGAGGCUGAAUUAGAUGGUCCAAGGAAAACAUUGAGGGAGGAAAGACAGCACUGGGAGGUCUGAAUAUCUGGUGAUGUCUAUAUCCACACUUAACCAGGAGUCUGAUCUUAGAGGGGCAUUUUUAGUUAAUGCUGGUGUCCCAAGCCAUGCACUUUACAUGGGGGCUGCCUUUGAAGAAAGUGGAAACAUAUUUGGGGGCAAAGUGUGGCUGCCAGAGGUGCUGGCUAUAUAGCAAGUUGAUCGAAUCACAUUAUGAUUCCAGCCUUAGUCCUGGCCAGCUACAUUAAAUUGAGCCUGGGAAACAAAUUAACAACCAAUGUGUUCUUGUUGUUUUGAAAAUGCUUUCCCAUUUAAGACAAAAAACACACUGAAACACCCCAGGUUGCUUACAUCCUAUAGGCUUGGCCUUUAUUGUAUGUCUCCCUCCAUGCAAAGUCCACUUCAGGGGCCCCUUUCUAAGUCCCCAUCAGAUGUGACCUGGGUCUUUCAUGGUGGUGGUGUUCAUAAUUUGAACAGCUUUCAUAGGGCUGCUUGCCUGACUCUGUUGUGGCUUUUUGCAUUUUGACAGCAAGCAAAUCUGAUUUCAGCCUCUGCUGGGCACUGCUUCUGCUUUGUUUUCAUAAUUUUAGUAAUGUUUAAUUUUACAAUUUUACUGAAUAUUCAUUUAUUGCAUGUUUCAAAGGUGCCCCUGACUCCGUAUUUAAAAGAAGUAUAAAUGCUAUGACUAAAUUCACAAAGUCUGCAGCAGUCACCUCAGUGUAUCUCUGAGAGGAAUCUUUGCAGACGCACACAGUUUUGGUAGGACAGCUCUCCAGAGCUGUGCCUCUCAGUCUUCUCUCUGCUGAGUCCAGCUCCUUGCUGUUGUCUUGUCUGUGGGAUGACUGUUCCCUUUAUUCCUUCCUCCGGCUCCUAGGCCCCAGUCUAAUUAGUCUGCAUCUGCCAUCUGCUGACUUGGAGACCUGAACCACUGGCAAUCUGUAUCCAACCAUCGUUUACCGGGAUUGUCCUUUGUUGUGAGCUCUGCCUCAGGGUCUACUGUCCCCCAGGACAAACCUUCAGAGCCCUUCCUGUUGGGAAUGAGGCUUCUCCUGGGCUCACGACUUCCUCCAGAGCCUUUGUUGUCUUCCCUCUUCUUCCACGCUGGCUGGCCUUCUCCACACUCGCCCAGCCUGAGCAUCACCUCUUCCUCCCUCACACACCUUGCCUCUGAAACAUCUCGCCUUCCCCCUUGUCCAGAUGGACAGUAAUGCUUCCAAUGCAGGCAUCAGAGGCUUAGGCUGCAUAUGCACCAAUUAGGUAAAGCACUAUGAUACCACUUUAAACCAUCAUGGCUCCCCCCCAAAGAAUUCUGGGAAGUGUAGUUUGUUAAGCGGCUGAGAGUUCUUAGAAGAUCCUUAUUCCUCUUCGAGAGCAACAAUUCCUAGAGUUCCCUGGGAAGAAGACAUAUUCAUUAUUAAACCAUUCUGAGUACUGUAACUCUGUGGAAAGGAAUGGGGGUCUCCUAAUGAUUCUGGGAGCUGUCAUUUGUUAAGGGUGCUGAAAAUUGUUGGGAAACCUUUGUUUCCCUCCCAAAGUUACAAUUCCCAAAGUUUCCUAGGAAAACUGUUAAACCACUCUGAACAUUAUUUUCAGGAGAGGUUAAAUUCCAGAGUCCACUAGAGGAUGGUGCAGUGCACUGUGUUAUUUUGGGUUUUUUGGCAGGGUGUGUGGAAGAUUUGGUGGUAUUCAUUCUCCGUGCAUUGUUACUUCAUAUAUUUGACAGCUUUUGGAAAUAUUUGACUGAUCAGUGAACUAAUUUUAAUCUAACAAAUACCAGCACUGAUUUUGGGUGCCUUCAGGCUGUCACAAUGCCUUCAACAAUAAACCAGCUCUGUUCGUUACAGGAACAAUCUGCAGCAGAGAGGUGGUCGGUCAUAAUGUAUUGUCUGUAUCUUCUGCAGUCUGUGACUAGUUCCUCAUUAUGGAGUUAACUAGUACUAGAUGCAAUUGCAACAAUAUUCACAUUAUUGGGUAUCAAUGAAUUGCAUGGGACCCCCAAAAGCACCUUUUUAUUGCACAUUCCUGAUGAUUUGUGCUCAUGAUGAUAUCAGGGCAGUCACACGUGACCCCACUUUCAAUACCCUUUGCUCCAGCAAAUGUUUGGGGGGCAAAGAUACUGCUUCAUUUCCAAUUGGAGCAUAUGCUGUAUUUUCCUGCUGAAAUCCCAUAAUCAUUUGGACCAGAGAGGUUCUCAGUUUGGGGGUGGGAGGUUGUCCUGCUUUUGUUCUGCUGUAGCCCCUCAGGGUGGCAAUAAUGCAGUUGUACUGGGAAAGUAUUGCAGAACAUCUACAGAGGAGAAUAAAUGCACCACAUGCCCUAUUAUUGUGUUGAUAAUAUGUUGCCGAACACAACCACAAUAAAACUCUAACAAUCCUUUGGAGGUAAAAUGGAGGGGAGGCUGAUGCAUAUGGCCUCUCUCCCUAUUUUAUCCUCACCACAACCCUGUGAGGUAGGUUAGCUUAGGGCUGAGAGACUGUAAUUGGCCCAAGGUCACCCAGUGAGCUUCCUGACCAAGUUGACAACACAGGGAGGGUUGGGCUGAUUCACUUGUGUUCAUGUAGGUGGGUGUUUUAUCCUUUGGGUGAGCAGGCCCUCUUCUCCUGGUGUUUAUUUUCCUUCCUUCCUUCUCCCUCCCAGAUUUACCGGCGUUGUUGGCUCGUCUUCCGCAAAUCUUCCAGCAAAGGCCCUCAGCGGCUGGAGAAAUAUCCGGACGAGAAGUCGGUGUGUUUGCGAGGAUGUCCAAAGGUUAGCCCCAGUUCCUGAUGUGAUGGUGCUGUUGCUGCUCCGUGAGGGGACAGGGGCUGGAUAGAGCCUUGUGGGGGGAGGGAUAGCUAAUACCGCAGAAGAUAGAAUCAGGAUUCAGGAUGGCCUUAAUGGAUUGAAGAAUUGGCCCAAACUAACACCAUGAAUUUCAGUCGGGCAAAUGUGAGGUUCUAUGCUUAGGCAGAAAUAAUCAGAUGCACAAAUACAACAUAUGGGACACCUGCUUGCCAGUGGUACAUGUGAAAAGGAGCUAGAGGUCUUAGCAGAGCACAAGAUUAACAUCAGUCAACCGUAUGAUGCAGCAGCAAAAGAAAGCUAUUCUAGACUGCAUCAAGUCUAGUAAGAGUACUGCUCUAUUCUGCCUUGGUUAGACCCCACCUGAAGUUCUAUGUUCAGUUUUGGGUACCACAAUUUAAGAAGGAUAUUGGCAAACUAGAACAUGUGCAGAAGAAGGUGACCAGGAGGCUCAAAGGUCUGUAAAUCAAGCCUUAGGAGGAGCGGUUGAGGGAGCUGGGGAUGUUUAGCCUACAGAAGUGGAGACUGAGAGAUGAUAGGAUGCCCAUCACCAAACAUCUAAAGGUCUGUCGCAUGGAAGAUGGAGCAAGCUUGCUUUCUGCUGCUCCACAGGGUAGAACCCAAACCAAUGGAUUCAAAUGACAAGAAAAUGAGAUUCUCACUAUGCUUUAGGAAGAACUUUUUGACGGUAAGAGCUGUUUGACAGUGGGAUUGACUGCUUUGGAAGGUGGUAGACUCUCUUUCAUUGGAAUUUUGUAAGCAGGGUUUAGGUGACCACCCGACAGGGAUUCUGCAUUGCAGGGAGUUGGACUGGAUGACCUUUGGGCUCCCUUCCAACUCUACAAUUCUGAUUCUUGGUCAGCAUUUCAUACUUUCCUCCUUCCCAGCACUGAGGGGUGGGCAACCUCCUACGCAGAGCCAGCUUGCAGUUUGCCUACUCUAGUGAUGAAGAUUGGCCACCGUUUCCUAGUUCGGAGACAUUCUCAUUAUCCUUAAAUGCUUCCCCAGGGCACUCUUGUGGUCUGUGUGACAUUGCGUGCUGGAAAAAACCGUCCCUGCCCAAGGGAGUCAUUGUGGCAAAAAUAAACCUGUUUAUGUUCUAGAAGCAGAACACAGUCCUCCUGCUUGAGUUCUCUCGCUGGCCAUCCUUUCCACUCUUUCACCCAACCUCCUCACCACCUUAGUCACCCAGUGCAAGACCCAAUUCCACCACUCAUACGCCCUGCUGCCCAUCUCAAUGCUCUCAGGCUCCUGGAAAAUGGAGGUGAACAACCAGAGCACCUGCCCAGCCCUCUAGACCAAGAAAUGCCCCUCCCCUCAACAAUGCCACCCUUCUCUCUUUAUGCAGGGUACCCUAGGAGGUCAAGGCUGCUUGAGACACUUCUGAGUUGCCAUAUCCCACCUCUUUAAGGGGGAUUGCUGUCUCAGAGUCCUCUGUCCAGAGAGUCUCUUUCCCAAACACCAGCAUAAAUGAGUAACUUCUGGAAUCACUGGUGAAUGAAGCCACUCUCCCCAUUGGCUUCUCCCUACAAAACAGCUUUUGCUCUCCCAUCUAAGCUGCUGCACAACUCUCUGUACAGGAGUUGGGAAGUAUUCUUUUGAACAUCAGGGGUGGGCAACAUUUUUCAGGCCAAAGGCAAGCUUUGGGGGUCCCCAAGUCAGUGGUGGGGCCAGAGAUUAAAAAAAAGAGGAUGGAGCAAAACUUGCAGUUCGGAAAGCGCUGAGGAAAUGCAUUGAAAAGUGCACCAUGCAUUCCAGCAUUGCGUAAGUCAGAGGUCUAUAUGUGCUUGCACACACACACACACACCCUCCAGCUAGCUAAGCAAGAGGCAUUAUCACAGUUCAAGAACAAAUUCCCAGCCAGGCAAAAUCACUCUAGGAGGGUGUGAAGCAGGAGCAGGGGGCUAGGGAGACUCCUGAAGGCUUUAUAAAGAGUCCUGGAUGGCCGCAUUGAGACCUGGGCCCAAGUUUCCCCCCUCCUGCUCAGCAUGGAGCUGCCCAGCAUGGGUCAAGAGCCAGGGAUCCCUUUCCUCUUCUCUGCAGACGAAAGUGGGCUGUAGGGAGUUGCUCCCCUUAAGGCGUGUGGCUCUCCUGCAGGUCACUGAGAUCAGCAACGUAAAAUGCAUCACGAGGUUACCAAAGGAGACUAAGCGGCAGGCCGUGGCCAUCAUCUUCACCGACGACUCGGCUCGGACGUUCACCUGUGAAUCUGGUAGGAGCCCCGCUGUGGGAUUUAUGGGGGUGUUUGUGAGCCGCAGUGUGCGGGCGCAUUCUACGAGGUUGCAAUCCACUGGCAAGUGUAUGUGUGUUGUGUUGAACAAAAUGGCAACAGGGCUGAAUGCUGGACACUAACUGAGGGCGCUUCCCAUCUUGCAGAGCUGGAGGCUGAGGAGUGGUACAAAACUCUGUCCAUCGAGUGCCUGGGGGCACGGCUCAAUGACAUCAGCCUGGGAGAGCCAGAUCUGCUGGCACCUGGAGUGCAGUGUGAGCAGACAGGUAAGGGGGCAGGCUGUCCUGAAUUUGCCAUGGUGGUGGGGUGUCCGGGGAAUGAGGGUGGUGGAAGGACUGACUGGAGAAACAAAUGGCCUGUUAUUAUUUAUUGAUCUUAUUAGCCGUUCUUUUUUCCCCUCUCUUUUUUUUUACCAAAAGUAACUUGAAGCAAUGGGAUGCGGGUGGCGCUGUGGGUUAAACCACAGAGCCUAGGACUUGCCGAUCAGAAGGUCAGCGGUUUGAAUACCCACAACGGGGUGAGCUCCUGUUGCUCGGUCCCUGCUCCUGCCAACCUAGCAGUUCGAAAGCACAUCAAAGUGCAAGUAGAUAAAUAGGUACCGCUCUGGCGGGAAGGUAAACGGUGUUUCCGUGUGCUGCUCUGGUUCGCCAGAAGCGGCUUAGUCAUGCUGGCCACAUGACCCGGAAGCUGUACGCCAGCUCCCUCGGCCAAUAAAGCGAGAUGAGUGCCGCAACCCUAGAGUCGGUCACGACUGGACCUAAUGGUCAGGGGUCCCCUUUACCUAUCUUGAAGCAAUAAAGACAUAACCCAUACUUUGAAACCAGCCUAAAAUGAAACAGAGGAAGAUCUAAAACUCAUCCACAUUUUUUUAAAGGCAGGGCUGAAAAAUCUCACCUGCCGUAGGAGGUCCCAGAUAGCUGAAAGCCUGGGGAAAAGUCGGGGGGGAAGAAAUGUAUUUACCUGGUGCCUAAAGGUAAAGGUAAAGGUACCCCUGCCCGUACGGGCCAGUCUUGACAGACUCUAGGGUUGUGCGCUCAUCUCACUCUAGAGGCCGGGAGCCAGCACUGUCCACAGACACUUCCAGGUCAUGUGGCCAACGUGACGAAGCUGCUCCGGCGAACCGGCACCAGAGCAACACACGGAAACGCCGUUUACCUUCCCGCUAUAAAGCGGUACCUAUUUAUCUACUUGCACUUAAGGGUGCUUUCGAACUGCUAGGUGGGCAGGAGCUGGGACCAAACGACGGGAGCUCACCCCGCCGCGGGGAUUCGAACCGCCGACCAUGUGAUCGGCAAGUCCUAGGCGCUUAGGUUUUACCCACAGUGCCACCCGCGUCCCUUUACCUGGUGCCUCUAGGGAGAGGAUUCCACAAGCAGGGAGCCAGACGUGACAGUGCAGAGAGCAGCUCCUUGAGAUGGGCAUUGCAGGCACUGCUGCCCAGGGCAAGAGCAGAGAUACCUGGAGGAAGCCCUGGACACUGAGCCAGGGCAUGGGGAUGCAGCAAACAGCAUCUCUGUCGAAGUGUGGGACAGAGGCGGUGUUGGGGUUUAAGCUGCAGAUUGUGGCCAGGGAGUACAUGGCGAGGCUACAGUUAGGCUUAGGAGGCAGCUAAUUGGAGCCAUAAACAUUGAGCCCAAGAGGUUGCAGACUGGUGAGUUUUGCUGUUGCUCAAGCAAAAUAUUGGGAAGGAGACAGCUAGGAGGGUGGCAAAGGGGUGGUGUGAAGCAGAGAAGGUGCCAGCAAGCCUGGCUCAGCAGCGCCCCUUUCUCCCCCGCAGAUCGCUUCAACGUCUUCCUCCUGCCCUGCCCCAACCUGGACAUCUACGGCGAGUGCAAGUUGCAGAUCACACACGAGAACAUUUACCUCUGGGACAUGCACAACCCCCGCGUCAAGCUCGUCUCCUGGCCCCUAUGCUCGCUGCGACGCUACGGGCGAGAUGCCACGCGGUUCACCUUUGAGGCUGGCCGGUAUGCAUGCAGGGACGUGUGACCCAGAGGGCUUGCAGCACCAUGCUGGUUGUGGGAGUGUGUGUGUUCUGAAACUUGAGAAUAAUUUAAAGUAUCAGUCCAGCUCCGCACAGUGGCCAUCACCACUGAGAAUUGGCACUGUGAAGCGCAUCACAUUAGAUGACUUAGGGCCAUCCACAGUAUUUCAGCUUAACCUACCUGUAGGGAGAGAUCUCGAGGUUUUUGUGAAAGAGGCGGGAUUUCUUAUUUAUUUGUUUCUUUUCAAGGUUUGUACCCCAUGCUUUAGCAAAAAGAGCCUGCCAGAAUUGCUUGCAGAUCAACAAAAUGCAAGGCUUUUGCAAUCUGAAAGGCAAGUUACAAAAGGAAAGCGGCCGGGGAGGGAGAAGGGGAAAAGAAAUCCAGGCACCACUCCUUACAAAGUUCUUAUAAUGACCUGCUGAGACUGAAACCGGUCAGAAAUGGAUAUAAGGUGGUAAGAGUCAUAAAAAUGAGGCAGACAGUGGAUUGUUACCACAUGUAGGUCUCUGGAGCUGUUAAGGGCAUGCUUAUUUCAGUUAGUGUUGUUGCUGGGCUUUGCAACUGGGUGGGAGUGAUGAGGCAGAUGAGAGAUGCAGUCCAAAACAUCUGGAUUGGGCAAGGCUGCUUUGGGGCCUAAGAAAAACCCAAAGUGCCGUCCUCUCUCUCCCUUCAACUUGCCUCAGCCCACUAGGCCACAGCCGCUGGAAAGGGAAGGGAACUGGCCACAGGGAAGGCUGGGGGGCACUGAGGGGCUGGUUGGGCAGCAUUCGGAGUGGGUCAGGUCUUCCCAUGAUUUCAGCUUUCCCCAAGGAUUUUCUGAGAGGGAAAUCCCCAAAACACUGAAUCUAUUCCAAAGGCAUUUUCCAAGCUGAUGUUUUCCACAUGGAUAUUUUACUGGUACAUAAUCAAGAUCUCCAUAAAGCCUCGGGAGAGACUGGCAGGACUUACUGUACUAAAAGGAAAGCAGGAAAAAAGGGAAGAAGUCAAGUCUGUGUAGAUUCCCGCCCCCAAAGUGCAUAGCGGAGGCUGGUCCAUUUGGAUGAAUGGGGCAUUGCCUCAGCAACCUCCAUCUCCCUUCAGCCAGCCCCCACCUGCCUGCCUCCUUACCUACACAGAGCUACAAUUUCCAGAGUUCCUUGGGAAGAGGGGUUGAUCAUUAAUCCAUUCCAAGAACUGUAGCUCUGUGAGGGGAAUAGAGUUCCCCUAAAGGAUGGACAGAUGGAUGGCAUAUGCACCAGCCCUGUGUCCCUGUGUGUGCUUGGCAUACCCACUGCAACCAUCCACCCUGGACUUUCCAUGAUGAACAGGAAAGUCUGAAGAGCAGUUCUCUGUGGUCUUGGAUGUGAACGCACUGAAGUCUCACCACAACCAGGAAGCCCACCUUGAAAAGCCUUCUAAGCACAUUCAUCCAAACACACAUAGCCCCUUCAGAACUUCCUGAUGCUUCAGGGCAGAGGUGCAGUGGGCACACUCCACUCCCCAAGUUGUGCCUCACACAUGCUUUCUGAAUGCAUGUAGAGAGAGCUUGCUCUUCCACAGCCCCUCCACUCCCUUGGCCAUGCCAAUUGACUGGAUGGUGUGGCAGAAGAUCCAGAUUUAAGCCCUGGCAUCUCUAGCUGGGAUGGGAAAGAUCUGAAACACAAGAGAGCUGUUGCCCGUCAGUGCCAGCAAUACUGAUCUAGAUGGGCCCAAUGGUCUGACUAUGUGUACAGUAGAUUCCUAUGUCCCCGAGGCCCCGUAUGGACCUUGCUUCCCAGAAGUGCUCUGUGCAGCCAGACAUGAAUCCAUAUGGAUGGAUUUUCACAUGCAGUGAUUGUGGGUGGGUGGGGCAGGGGGAACAGCCCUGCAGUCCCCACUACAGCCAUGCAAUGAAGCCCAGUAAUUUGCUCAUCUCACUCCAUGGUAGGAUUUUAAACCCCGAAAAGCCUUUUCCCAGAAAGUCUCGGACUUUUCCCUACCUUGUGAACUUUGCAAAUUGAUUUAGACCAUCCCAGUCUGCACCUCUUAGCGACUCCAGCUAAUUACCAUCUACAAAGGAAAGAAAUUUGAUCUUUCCCUUUUAUCCCAGACCUUCACUGACUCAUUAUGCCUGGCUUUUAUAGAGAGAUUAGAGGAACUCUUCCAACAAGCCCUGUCCCACCCUGCUCUGAGGCUGUGGAACAGCCUGUUCUGACAAUAAAGCUGUUUGUUUCUUUGGCAGGGUAGUGGGGGAGAAGGGGAAUAACCCACCCACUAUACUAUAAGGAUGAAAAACUCCCAAGCCAGGCAGAGGUCCCAUUCACCUCUUUCUUUCCCGGUGUGGGAGGAUCUCAGAUCUUUGCCAUAGAGGGAUAAUUCACAACCCAUUCAAAAGAUUUAUCCAGGUGCAAUACUGUUGCAUCAGAGUGCCUCCAGACUGUUGGAACUUUGCAGCAGAGGCAAAGUAUGGGUGGGGGCUGUGGCCCCAGGCACAAUUUUGUGUGGGGGGGGUGCAAACAGCCUCCCCCACAGCAGGCUCCUUCAUUGGAGCGAGAAGGAACUGUGCCUUAGCUGCGGCACUUAUUCCUGGCCACAGCUCAGUGGGGAGGAGAGCAGGAGACUAGACGGCCGUCCAUCCUCCUCGGCUGUGGUGCGCCUUGUGCCCAGGGCAGUACGGGCACAUGCUCCACAACUGCUUUGCAGGAAGGAAUUGAGCACAUACCAGAACUAUGGGUUUGCAUGUUUAAAAUGGAUUAAAGUGUUCUGUCACCCUAGCACAACAAAUCCACUUAAAAAGCGGGGGGGGGGGGGGACCUAAGAAAAUCAAAGCAGCCUGCAGGAUCAGGCCAUUGGCCCAUCUAGUCCAGCAUCCUGUUCCCACAGUGGCCAGCCAGAUGCACCCAUGGGAAGCUCACAAGCAGGAUUUGAGCACAAGAACCCUCUUCCCUCCUAAGUUUCCAGCAGCUGGUAUCAGACAUGCAACCAUUAACAGUAGAGGAAGUCCACCAUUGUGGCUGGUAGCCACUGAUAGCCUUUUCCUCCAUGAAUUUGUACAAUUUAAAGCCACCCAAAUUGGUGGCCAUUACUGCCUCCUGCAGGAGUGAGUUCCAUAGUUUAAUACUGUGCUGCAUGAAGACGUAGCUUGUUUUAUCUGCUGCGGAUCUGGAUGUCCAUGAAUUCUAGUGUUAUGAGAGAGGAAGGAAAACUUUUCUCUACUCGCUUUCUCCAUGCCAUGCAUAAUUUUGUAAACUUCUGUCUGGUCAAAAACAGUCUUUGUGCUGUUUGGAAAGUGAUGGGGAAGUGCAUCGAAUAGUGUGGGGAGAAUGGAUGACUACUGGAAAGGUGUGUAAAAACCCCACAAGCAAAUCAGAAUGAAUAUUCAUUUUCAUAUAACCUCGCUGUAAACAAAUCAGAAGGAAAGCUCAAAAAAGGUUCGAUAUAAUCUAAUCUCUAAAUAAGCUUUGUGCAAGCAAAUCGGGAUGAGUGCUCAAUAAAGAGGUUGUCUGGAGAGGCCUUCAGACUCCCUGGGCACCUUUGGGCAAAUGCUAGGCUGCAGUUCUUUGCACAUACAGCUCAGUGGAACUGUUUGCCUCAGAGCAAGCUAUACUCUGUGCCGAUGUCAAUGCUAAUCAUGCUUAGCCCAAGCCACACAAUUUGCAGAUCUGCUUCUAAUCAUAUUUGCAAACGGUUGUUUGAUGCUGAUUAUGGUUAGGGAAGAUGCUGGGGCAGAUAUAGUGCUAACUGUAGUUAGCUCCAAAACAGAAGAGGAGCAAUGCUUUCACGAGAGGGGGCAGGGUCAAAGGAGCAACUGAGUGAGCCUUCAAGAUGCUCCCAGUCUCCCAGCCUUGGUGGAAACUGCACCAGGCUCAAAAAGAGGAAGGACUCUGCUAUCACCAGUCUCUAUAAACCCCCAAUCAACUUCAUAAAAUAAUUUCAGCUGUCCUUGGUUCUUCAAAUAGCCUGUGGCCCAUUUUCAUGAAACACUCAGCCAAGCCAUGGUUUAAUAUGGAUGAGCAAAGGUGUGGACUUCUACAAAGGAGAUUGCAGCCAGAUUGUUGGUUCCUCCCUGGCCAUUUUUGCUGCUGCUGCAUUGCACCAAACCAUUGUUGGAUUAGCCUGUCUGAGUUCAAGCUUGUGUUGUCUGAACACACACUUGUGGUUUCGCUCUCUCUGGCCAAACUAUGAGCUGUAACCAAAGUUUGCCAUGUGGUUUACAGCUAGUUUGUUGGGGAGAACUGGACCUGAGCCCAGAUUCAGACAAUAUGCUAAGCAAAACCAUGGUUUAGCUUAGUUUAACCUGGCAGCAGAAUGACCAAGGAGGAGCUGAGUAGGUGCAAUUUCCUAUCUGAGAGCCUGCCCGUUUGUGCAAUCUAUCGUCUGGCUUCUAAAUCCGAGUUCUAAGAAGUAACAACAAAUGAAUUGUUUUAGUUACAGUUUCAGAAAGCACUGAGCAGUGUUUGCUAUGGGAUUGUGUUUGGAUUACAGUGGAUGUAGGGUGGCCUUGUGUCCUAAUUUAGAGGACAGUCCUCUAUUUGGAGACAUCCUCUACUUGCAUGACUACCUGGUCCAAGUCCAGUUUUAUGAUGAGAGAACCCGAGAGGCCAGUAAGCCCCUGGUCUGCAGGCUAAGCAGAUCACCAGGUCACUGUCUUCCACAGUAGGGUGAGAUGAAAUGUAUUUCUGCUUAAUUCUACCUUUGCAUGUAAAAGUUAGUAUGUGCCAUUCCUGUGGCCUCUUUUCUGGGGGUGCAUUAGUGGGCACCUUCAUUGCAGCCUGUGUGUGUUACACAGGAUCACAAUUCCAUGCUCCACACACUUGUCAUAUGGGUAAGGAAUGGAUUGUAGCCCUGUCAGAGUUGAUGAGCUGGUGGAAGCAGGCAGGCGUGGACCAGUUGCUUGGGCUCAGAAGGCACUUUGUAGGAAGGACCUUUUGGUUGCAGGCACGGAACUUCAGCAGAGCACAGGAGAGCUCUGGCAAACUACCACAGUCUCACAAGCCCUUGAAGCGCAUCCUUUUGGCUCCUUCCAUACUUGAAAUCUUCCCAUUCCACCUGGUCAUUACAAGAACUCUGUAACUAAGAAAUAGCUCCUAAGUGUUUUUCCUCCUCCCUCCCAAUCCCUCUUCCUUUUGUGCCAUGUCUUUUUGAUUGCGAGCCUGAAGACAGAGCCUCUCUUAACAUUGGCAUUUGUAAGCAGCUCUGCAAUCCUUUUCCAUCUGAAGAGUGGGAUUAAAAAAAACUGUAAACAAACACAAAAACAAAACAAAAAGCAAAAUGUAUUUGUGAAGCUCUUGUACUGGAUUUUCAAGUGGGGCAGAGAGAAAGGGAUGUUUGCAUACACGUUUGUGAAGUCCAUGCAGAAGUGAGGUGUCAACGGUGCAAGUGUGAGUUUGGGAGGCGGGACAACUACAGUAUGAACAGCACCGAUGGAGUGGAAGCAGCUGGUAUGAGGUUUGUGCACCCCUUCACGGGGGUCCCGCUUUUGACCUCUUGCUCUCUGUCGCUGCCCUUUUGCUUAGCAGGAUGUGUGACGCCGGCGAAGGCCUGUAUACCUUUCAGACCCAGGAGGGUGAGCAGAUCUACCAGAGGGUGCACAGCGCCACCUUAGCCAUUGCUGAACAGCACAAGCGCGUCCUUCUGGAGAUGGAGAAGAAUGUGAGGGUGAGCUCAUGGCUGGAGGGGAGGUGGAUGUGGGAUGUUGGGGGCUUUCAUCGCCUUUAGCCAUCCCUUGGCACUGGGGAUAUGGAAGCGGGUGUCUCCAAAACAGCUGGUGCUUUGCAAAAACAGACCUGUACACAUUCAGCGUGCUGCAGCACAGAGGCAAGUGUGAAAGGGAGGUUGGUUGGUUGGUUGGUUGGUUUAUUUGAUUUUGGAGCAUUUGUGCUUGCCCCUCAGCCACAAAGGCUCCCAGAGCAGUUUCCGUACAAUCCCUACCCAUGUGCUUAACAAGCUAAAAGAAUGGAGGGAAAGGAACAGGAAGAGGAAAAUCCAAAUCAAAACUCAGGCACCAAUUUCUAAACAGUUCCAGGAACUGGAUGAAAACUGAUGGAACAAGCCGCCUUCUUCCCAUCUCUCCCCACUGAGGCAGCUGUUGAAAGGAGAGGAGGCCUGGUGGGGCUAGCAGCUAGCCUGUCACAGCAGAGCUGACAGAGUGAGCUCUGCUUCCCAGCUCUCCACUGCAGCAAUGGUUGCCCCCAGGCGGCAGUUGAGGGGAUGCCUGGAGAUUCCUUGACUCUUGUGACACCUUUAAAACCUCAGCCCAAACACUGAAGUUCAGUUAGUCCACAUUCACCCCAUGCAUUAAAGCAGUAUCCUGCCUCUCUAAACAGCUGCAGUUUGUUGAGGGUGCUGAGAAUGGUUAGGAGACCCUUAUUCCUCUCUCAGAGCUACAAUUCCCAGACAGUUCCUUUGAACAGGGAUUGAUUGUUAAGCUACUCUGAGAAUUAUAGCUCUGGCAGGGGAUCCUAGCAACUCUCUUCCCUUUUUACAAACUACAGCUCUCAGAAUUCUUGUGGGGGGAGCCAUGGCAGUUUAAAGCUGUCCCGUAGUGCCUUAAAUGUACGGUGACUUUGCCAACCUGGUGCCCUCCAGAUGUAAAAGGUAAAGGGACCCCUGGACUACAAAUCCCAUGAGCUGGUGCGAAUUGCAGUCCAAAACAACUGGAGGGGCCAGCUUGGCAAAACUGUGCCCCCACCCCUGAGGUCUCAUGAGGCUUUGAGAGGGGCGGCACCUUUCCAUUUUGCCUCAGGCAGUGAAACAGGAUGGGCUGUCCCUACAUAAAACAUAUGAAAGAUAAUUGGGUUCUGGACCACCUUCCAGACCCCAGUAAUUUGUUCCAGCUUCCACCCCCUGCCAAUGUUGGCUGUAUUAUUAUCUCAACUUCCCAGACUGCAGCAUUCCUUACCUGCCAUUCUAUCUCUCCCCUGUGCACAACUCUGAUUCCUAAAAUCUACACUCCCCCUCCUCUUUUCCAGCUGUUGAACAAGGGCACAGAGCAUUACUCCUACCCCUGCACACCAACCACCAUGUUGCCACGCAGUGCCUACUGGCACCACAUCACCGGCUCACAGAACAUUGCCGAAUCCUCAAACUACAGUGGUGAGUUUCUGCUCUAUAGCGGGGGGGGGGGGGCAGAUCUGGGCUUCCCCCAGAAUUCAAUUGUCCUGUUGUCUCCCACCCACACCCCCAAAAUCUGUAGGCACUUGUGUGUUUCUGGAGCUGUGUAGGCUUUGGGGUCGGGGUGCAGGGAGUCAGCCGUUUCUCCUUAUCUCUCCCCCACCCAUCCCCAAAAGAAAAUCUCCCCAAAUCCAGCUCCUGCAUUGGCUCCAACAAGCACCUCGUUGCAUUACGCCUCUGUUCUGUGACCCUAAAGAUUCCAAGGGUGUGCUAAUAGAGCUGCAGCUGGUGUUCAGGGUUUGCGAUUCAAAUUUGGUGCAGUUGCUGCUGGGUGGGUGGGUGGGUAUGUAGAUUAAGGCCAGAUCUAGCCUUUCAGCUGCCAACUGGUGACCCCUGGAUUAAAGCUGCCCCUUUUUAAAAAGUUAAGAUCUCGCUUUCUCGAGAUCUUACAAAAUCACUGGUGGUUGGAGUUUCACUUUUUUGAAAAGGGCUCUGCGUGUGUCACGUUGAAUCAGAGCCUGCUUCCCUUGCUUUCAAGGAACUUAACUUCUUUCCUCCAGGGCUCUUCAUCAUGCAAAGCAGCACAAUAAUUUUGCUUCUGGUGGUGAUCUGGAGUAGAUCCUGAAAUCUGUAACGCUGAGCUUAGACCUUUUUGUAAAUAGGUUUUCACUGAAAGGCAGCUUUGCUUUAAUCAUCCUGCACCUUUUAAAACUUUAAAGGUAUUAACCGGUGCCAUUUUUAAAAUUAGCUCUGAUUAACAUUUUUAAUGUUAUUUGGGUUCUUUUAUGUUAAUCACUCUGGGCUCUGUUUCGGUGGAAGGGCAGGAUAUGAAGCUAAGAAAGCAGAGAGGUAAAAUAAGGCUGCAAUCUUGGUUGGCCUGUGGCUUUCCAGAUGUUCCCAGCAUACAACACACAUCAUCCCUAACUAUUGGCUAUGGUGGCUUUGGGGGCUGAUGGGAGUUCAGCAACCCCCCAAAAGACACAGGCUGGCUACCCCGGCCACACAGGUGUACCUGGGAAUAAGUCCUGCCAGACUGUGAGUGGCUCACCUCAGUGGAAACAUGUAGGAUUGCACACUAAGCCAUGUUUCUUAUUUAAGUCAUUUAUAGUCUGCUUAGUAUUGAUAGAUAUGAAAGCAGUUCCAAGUAUAAGUAUGCAGCAGACACAAUUUCAACAAUUUAAGAAAAAAAGAUAAUUGAAGAGCAUAGAUAAACGGCAUAGUAUCCAUUCAUUGAUUCAUUUCAUUUGUAGCUCACCAUCUUCUCUGAGUUGCUCAAGGUUGGCAUACAUGGUUCUCUUGCCUCCUCAUUUAAUCUCCCAGCAACAACCCUGUGAGGUAGGUCAGGCUGAGGGCUGAGGGAAGACGGUGGCAGGCUCAAGGUCACCCAGUGACCUUCAUGGCCAAAUGAGGUUUUUCUGGAUUUAGGAUGCCUCUAGAUAUCAGAAAGCUGACAGGGCAACCCUCAUUUGAUGUCAUGUUUUGAUGCUGCUCUGCAGUCAAUUAUGUUAGAUAUUGUAUUGGCAUCUUAAAACACCAUGGCCACAAUCCAAAGAAAGUUAAGCACUUUUAAGCCCUAUUGAUUUGCACAGGGGGCCUUGAGCUCAUCUCUAAAUCUCUCUCUCUCUCUUGAAAUCAAUGGGACUGGAAAAAGUGCUUAAACUUUGGCAAGAUUGUGCCCAGUGGAUUUGUGUCUUUAUUUGGGAUGUUUCUGUGCCGUCCUUCAGCCAAAAUGGUGCUCUAUCUUGUGGGUCGAUUCAUCUAUGACAUAGUGCUUCUCUAGCCCACAAUUCCCCGGACAGUUUUACAAGUGUACGCCUUAAUUCUUUUAGAAUAUCAGAAUACACCAACAAAAAGGCAUCAAAGAUGGCCUGUGUUUAAACCAGGCUUUGCCAACCUUGCUGCCUCCAGCUGCUGUGGACUGCAACUCCCAUCAGCCCCAGCUAGCAUGGCUGAAACAGUCGGAGGGCACCAGGUUGACUAAGGCUGGUUAAAAUGACAAUAUAAUGAGUCACUAAAAAAAUUGAAAGUUAUGUAGUGCAUGAAGCAUUCUGAAUGCCUCAGAUCCACUGAAAUGAAUGAACCUAAGUUAGUCACCCCUGCUAAUUUGACUGGGUCUCCUCUGAAUAGGACUAACAUUAUCUGCAUCUCAGAUACUUUUGCAAUGAGCCUGUAAGAUAAGCCAAUAUUCACGGCAGAGCUGAGAUUCAAGCCAGGGGCUUCUGGGGUCACAGCUUAUGCUAUGUCAAAUAGCCUGACCUGUCAGUCAAAUUGAAACCGCUGUGUCAGAACAUACAUGGGUUUGUUGAUCAGAUUCACUUCCAUCAUCAUUUGCUGUACAAAUCUAGGGCACAACUUGCGCUUGGAAUGCUUUGUGCGGUUCUGGUAGCCUCAUCUGAAAGAGGAUGUUGCAGAGUUUUAGAAAAUGAACAAACAGAGAAGGGCAACUAACAUUAUGAAGGGAAUGGAACAACUCAUCUAUGAGGAAAGUUGACAAUUUUGGGGGCUUUUUUUAAGUAAAGACAAAAGAUGAGUAGCGAAGGGAGCAUGAUAGAAGUGUGUGAAAAAGUGGACAAAGGGAAACUGAAUGUUGAAAGAACUUCUUCACAUAGCUCAUAGUUAACCUAUGGAACUCACUCCCACAGGAGGCAGUGAUGGCCACCACCUUAGAUGGCUUUAAAGGAGCAUUGGGCACAUUCAUAGAGGAGGAGGCUAUUGAUGGUACUAGUUGUGAUAGCUAUGCUCUGCCUCCAUAGUCAGAGGCAGCGAUGUUUCUGCAUCCCAGUUGCUGGAAGCCACAGGAGAGGAAAGUGCUCCUGUCUUUGAAUCCUGCUUGCUGGCUUGACAUAGAUCAGCCGCUGCGAGGACAGGAUGCUGGACUAGAUGGGCCGUGGGCCUGAUCCAGCAGGCUCUUCUUAUGUCCUUCUUCUUAACGCCAAUGCAUUUCUCCAAACAGAGACGAGGUCUGCUCUCUGCCCACAGGUGACUCGUACUCGGGGCCCCAGGCCAGCUCAGAGACUGACCUCUUGAACCGUUUCAUCUUGUUGAAGCCAAAUGCUCCCAAAAGCGGGAAGAACGACAGCAAAGACUCCAGCUCGGCUUCACAGUGAUGCAGCCCUGGAUGGAGGGAGAGACCCGGGCAGAGGGCCAACUCAGCCCACAAGUGCUGUUGCUCAGCACCGAAGAUUUUGUGGUCCAGUGCCUGCUCCCGCCUUUCCGGAAAGGGUUUGGGGACAGCUUUUCAGCUACAGGGGGAGAGUCCAAUGUUUGCACAGAGGCUGCCCCCAUGGAGGAUGUUCAUUGCAGAGGAUCUGAGCCCUGUCAGCCUGGAAGGAACUUCAGCCAAACAGGCAAACUCCUACCAGGCCUGGGAUGGAAGGAAGAGCCUGGAUGUGAGGGGGAGGACUAGCUAUAUAUUGUUAAAACUAUUUUAAAUAUAUAAUAUUGCUUGUGCAUAUUCUAUAUAUCAAGAGAUUCCCCCACUCCCCACAGGAAUGCACAUUUCUUUGCCAUCCUGGUGAGAUUUUUAAACGGACGGCGGGGUGGGUUGCCCUUUCCCUCUCUUCCGUUGGGACUGCGGCUACGAGUCCAAAGGGGAGAACUUUCAGGCGGACGGAAAAAAGUCUUCCCGAAUGGUAGCCAAAGCACCAGGUUGUGCAGCAGAGGAAAAAAGCCACAUGGGUCUCCUUGCGGCAGGUGGGGCUUGUUGCUGCUGACCCAGGACUUUCUGCAGAACAGCCUGGCAAAACCUUUCUCUCGCUGGACUUCGGGAGGCCAGAAAACCACCCUUCCGUGCCACAGCAGUCCUUUUGCUGGCGACAGAAGCGUUUGCCCCUGAAAAAAUAAUGAUUUCAUAGAAUUGUGGAGUUUGAAGGGACCACCCCCAAGGGUCAUCUAGUCCAACCCCCUACAAUCUUUGGGAAGAUUUGCAGAUCUAAGAAAACAGAGCUUAGUUUCCACUUCUUUGAAAGGCUGACCACACACAGUUGACCUUUGUGGCAACGUCUCAUGAGAAGGAGCUGCCACUUUCCUUUCCAGGUUGUGACUUCUGCACAAGCGUCCUUCCGAGGGAGCACAGGUGUGCUCUCUCUCUCUCUAUCUCAGUGUGGGCUGCUUGCUUGAAGCAGGCAAGGCCCGGAAGGUCUGCACUGGGCAGGCAGUGAUGGUGUUUCACUCAGUCUGUACACACGUCGGCUGUUCCUUGUGGAUAUUUAUUGACAGCUCAUUGCCUGCAAGGGGUGGGCUCACCAUCCUUUUCCAACGUGGGUGCUAGAUUAUAGAACUAUACGCACAAGCCUCCCCCAGACAAGGGCAGUUCCCGAUGGAUGUUUGCGGGUGGCGGGGCUGAAAUAAUUUGGGGCUGCCUUGUUUACCAUUGGCUUGUCUUUGCUACAUUCCACUAGGAAAGCUUCUCUCGCCCUUAGUUCCACCCCCAGUGAUCUGCCCCAGUCUUCACCAACCCGGUGCCCUCCGGAUGAUUUGGACUACAACUUCCAUCAGGCUGUGCUAACUGGGCCUGAUGGAAGUUGUAGUGAAGGCUGGCCUGCCCACAAAGCAAAGUUAAGCUUUCUGGUAGGUUUUACAUCCUAAGGGGCCCCACCCUCCACACAACCUGCCCCCCACCAAGUGUUCUCUACAAAAUGGAAAUCAGUUCAAAUCUUCACUUGACUGGCUGCAGACAAUCAAAUGGUCGUCAAGGCCUUUGCUUUCCCAAGGCUCCCCUCACCCACCCACUGGGGGAAGCAGCUCCUUUCUCUGUCCUGGAAACAGCAGCAGUAGCAUUGAAGGUGGGCAGCCAUGGGGUUGCCAACUUUUCCACUAGCCCUUGCUGUUCUACCCUGGAUAGCAACUGAUCUGCAGGCCUUAGCUCGUGAUGGUGCUUCCGUCAAGGCUUUAAAGUGCUUCACCUGAUGACAUCUCUAGAGCAGGCUGCUGACAGGAACGCACCAGGUCAGUUGGCAAUCCAGUUUCCUGUCCUCCAAUCCUGCCGUUCAAAAGGCCCAAUGCCAACCUCUGGAACAGAGUUUAUUCUUUACCUCCCCACCUCUUUUGUCCCUAGUAUUUCCCAACUACCCCCAACCUCUCAAAAAAACCACCUACCCGCCCUGGCCCACUUAGAAAUUUUAAGCGGAAUUAGUGAAACACUUUCACAGAGUGGCUGGUUUUAUUCCUAUGCUGAAAUUUUUUAAAGAAGCAAUUGAUUUUCUAGUUUUACUAUUUAUUGAAUAACUUUGAGAAGGGCUAUCUUCUUUUUAUUGUAGUACAAACCUUGGUAUUGUGUUGUUUUGUGUUGUUGUUGGGUUCCCCUCCCCCCCACCCGCCACCCUGUUUAAAUAGCACUGGAGUUAACAUCUUACAAUCUUGUGCUCUGCGUGUGUAAAUAACUGUAUUUUUGGAUCUUGUCUGUAUCUGAAAGCGGGAGAGAUCUCCCAGGACACCUGUGAAUUGGACCAGCAAAUGUCCAAGCAGCCUUGCUUCAACAUUACUCCCAAUUCAAAGUAGGCCAAAGUACCAGUAGGGCGGGGAAGUUGGAUGAGAGACCCACAAAACUUGGGAUCACUGGAGAUAUUCGCCCAUAGUAGCGAUAUGUCCUGGAAGCCUUCUAACCCAGAGCUCAGUUUUGUUGGUAAAAGCUAUUCCCAGUGACUGGCCCAUUACAUAGGAAACUGCCUUUUACUGAGUCCAUCUAACUCAGAAUUGUCAACACUGGCUGGCAGCAGCACUCUAAGCUUUCAGGUGGGAGACAUUCCAAGCCUAUCAGGUACUUCUGGACUAAAACUCCUUAGUCAAGCUGGCUGAGGCUGAUGGGAGAAAGAUUAACAGCAGGAGGCUCCCAGGCUGUAGCUUUUUCUAAGCAUAGUUCUCCUUGAGAUUUGCUGGAUUCCUAACCUCAGCACAGUUUGGGGUCCUUUCUCUUAUGAGAAUGCAUUUUCAUUUGAUUCCAGUGGUUUGGGUCCUCCUCUCUGGAGCAGCAGAAAACAAGCUUGUUCUGUCUUCCAUGGGACAGCCCUUUAGAUAUUCUGAACCCCAAUCCAGAGCCUCUCACUCACCUCCCUCCUUUUAUCUGUCUCCUGCUCUCUUUUAUGUCUGCUCACUUCUUCCAAAAUAGCAUCCCUCUCUUCAUGCUGGGAAAGUGCUUUGCAAAAAAACAUUGCCAGCAUAGAGAAUGUGUUCCAUAUGUGCAGAGGAACUACUGAGUUCAGAGGUGGGGAAACUUUUUUCUCUUUUUUUACCCCAAGGGCCACAUUCUGUUCUGGGCAACCAUCCCGAGGGCCACAUGCCAGCAUUGGGCAGGACCAGAGGCAAAAUAGAGCAACGAAUGAAAACGUUUACCUUAAUAAAGAACACUAGUUCCUACACAGUCUGUCUUCCAUUCUGGUAACCAAAAGACACCAUCAAUGUUCAAGGGGACAUUCCAGCUAGGCAAAAACACUCAGGGUGAGAUGCAGAGUCAAUGAGGGAAGUGGGCUGGGGAGAGUCCAGAAGGCCAGGUAGAGAGAUGUGAUGAUCAUGGAGCUAUACAGAACCCAGAUCCUAAUUAUUAGCAAAUUACACACAUCACAUGUCUUGCAAGUUGAGGAGAUGCAUGGAUGCAUGUUUAUGAAUGGGGGAGAGAAAAUGUCUGCCCCCAACCAGCCCACUUUUGCCUCUUGUCCUGCCCACUCUCAGUGUGUGUGUCUCCCAAUUAUUCCCCACAGAAAUGAGCCCUUAACCCCCAAAAUGUUCCCCACCCAUGGCUUAAACUAGCCUUUCCCAAACCUGGAACUCUCCAGACUUUUUGGACUACAACUCCCAUCAGCUCCAGCUUUAUAUGACCACACUGGCUGAUGGGAAUUGCAGUCUAAAGCAUACAGGGGGCAGCAGCUUGGCGAAGGCAGGCCUGUUUCAUUGCCAAGCUGUUCGUAUCACAGAGGCACCUUGCAGAUACUUAGGAAACAGCCCUGUCCUCCUGCCACAGGCCACACUGGCACUCUACUGGGCAACUCCUCUCCCAUAGAAUUUGGGCAUGUAAAUCUGAAGACCCAACUCUGCCGGCCCUUUUCCUCUUGGAAAAGCCUUGGGAGGGGCAGCCAAAACAGCCUGACCUUUCCAGCAUUAGGAGUCUGGAGUAGCAGGGAGCCAAGGGGGAAGAAUGGCAGAGCCAGACAGCUCUGUUAAUGGACUAUCAGUAGGGGGGCGAGGUGCAGUUAUCCCAUAAAUUAGUUAGUAUCCUAUGGAGGAGGAUGUGGCAUGAAGGCUGGGACAUGCAAAUGCUUGGACAGGCUGUGAAUAGAGAAGAGGUUGGCUCAGGAUUAUUUGAUGCACAGAUUGUGGGGAGGGGGGUGUGGACGUGGGGGUUGCCAAACAUGUUUUGGUUGUUUUGUUUUUUAAGAUGGAACUGCUUGGUCAAUAAACAAACAUUACUCCCUA